This is a messenger RNA of Pelobates cultripes (western spadefoot toad), 58535 nucleotides long. The record is from the annotation of a GenBank genome assembly. Lineage: Eukaryota; Metazoa; Chordata; Amphibia; Anura; Pelobatidae.
AGAGUGCCCUCCCUCAGUUUUACUGUCAAGACCGGCAGACUGAGGACAGCCUCUCCCAGUGACGUUUCAGGGUCCUCGCAAAUCCACAACAGUCAUGGCGGCUCCCAUGAGCAGGUGGCUAGGCUGCGUAGCUGGCAUAGGUGGAAGGUGGGUUUGUAAUUAUUAUUGUGCUAUGAAGCGCUGGUUAAUUAAACCUCAUAACGUUGGUAAUUGGAACCAGACCCUAACCCACUAAAACCUUGAAGUUAGUGGUAAAGCAAGAGACAAAAAAUGUGACUGUGCUGUACUACCUCACUCUGGACUCUAAUGCUGCUGUGGACUGCUGUUCUAGUAGCUGUGCUUGAUGGGAAAUGGUAGUCACAACAGUGGGGUUCCAGAACUGAUCAGUCUGUUCUAGAGGAGGAUCUGCUUAGGACAUGUGUAAAGAAGGGCAAUUCAAGGUGGUAUUCUAAGAUCUGUUAUAAAGAGGUCACAUGCUGAAGUCAUCUCUAGGAACCAAUAUAACAGGGAAAUGCUGCCUCCCCCCUCCCCAAAAAACUAAACUAAAAUGUUUUUUUUUGUAAAUUACAGGGUUGCCCAUAAGUCCCUACCCAUCCAUAUAUCCAGUGUAUCUGUGUGCUGGAUGGGUAAGGAAUUAUGGGCCACCCUGUAUAUCCUUGAAAAGAUAUACCAAGCUCACACCUGGCAGACAUAACCAGGUUAUUAAAGUUUUAUGCUGUUCAGAAUAUAUUUUGUUUUAUAAUGUAACUAGAACCUCAUGAAGUUAUAACAGACCAUACAUAUUUAUUGAGGCUUAUUCACCAAACAGUGAGUUCACAAGACAAUCUCAAACUCUAGGUCAAAAUACAUUUUCUCUCUCUCUCUCUCUCUCUCUCUCUCUCUCUCUCUCUAAUAUUUUGACCUGUGUAUGGUUUAGUGAAUAGACCCUUUUCUGUUUACUCUCUACUGUGAAUUUUUUUUUAAUACGAUCCACAAUGUCUUUGAUUUUGCUUUUUAAGAUUUUACAGUCAUCUGCAGAGGACACAAAAAUAUUCCACAGUGACACAGACGCUUUAUCCGUUUGCUACAAAGAAGAAACAUCAGCUGGCACCCCAAAUUUUUCAAAAUCCAGGUUAGUUUGUAAACUAUGCAAUGGUUUGCCUCACACUAGUUUCGGUUUUAAAAAGUGUCAUUUAGGUAAACAAUUCAUGUUGGAUAUUACAUUUAUCCCAUAAUAACAUGCUUUAGUACAGAUCACUUUGCAUUGUUUUUUUUAGUCUUUAAAAUAAUGCAGAGAGUGUUAAAUUAAUUAUAUCUCUGCUGCUUAGGUGUGUUAGGAUACAUUAAGGGUUAUUACCAAUAGGAAGUAUUAUAGGAACCCACUAUAAAUAUGUUAUCUCAGUGUUACAGUAAUAAACACAGAAUGCACACCAAAAGACCACAAAAAAGUCUCUAUCUGUAUUUAUUACAUCACAAGUACAAAUACCAUAUUAAUACAGCAAUAAGUGACUCGUUAGGCAAACAAUAUACAGAAAUAAAUAUUUACCACACUCCACAAGCCUAAUCGGGCAGAAACACGAGUCAAAAAACAAAAAACCCCAACGUUUCGGCUCCUCCUGGUUCCCUUUAUCAAGGUAGCUAGAUAAAGGCUACCAGGAGGAGCCGAAACGUUGGGGGUUUUUGUUUUUUGACUCGUGUUUCUGCCCGAUUAGGCUUGUGGAGUGUGGUAAAUAUUUAUUUCUGUAUAUUGUUUGCCUAAUGAGUCACUUAUUGCUGUAUUAAUAUGGUAUUUGUACUUGUGAUGUAAUAAAUACAGAGAGAGACUUUUUUGUGGUCUUUUGGUAUGCAUUCUGUGUUUGUUUAUUAUUGAUUAUAUUGGUAUUUUAGGGAGUACCAUUAUAGAAUAGCACCCUAUCAACUGUUUAUAAUUGUGUUUUGUAGUAUUCUCUCCGUACUUUGUAUAUUAUAUGAUCUCAGUGUUACAGUGAGUUAGAGUUUCUUUGUGCCGUUAGGGUUGGUACUUGAUCGGUAUACCGGCACUGCCAGUCUAGGCAGGAUUUGAGGCAGUUUGGUUGGUGCCACUAUUGCAUAUGUACCAUAGAUGCAAAGGCAGUUUAUUUUUUUUCUGCUUAAAUGGGGGGGAGGAGGGGGGAAUUAUUUCCUACUCCAUAACCUUAAAUUGUAACUGUAAAAAUACCAUUCUUUCCCAAUAAAUGUGUGCACCUAUUAGUGAAACUUAAAUGACAGUAAGGGUCUUUUUGUAAAUAAUGGGAGAGGGACUGAUCUGUAGUUAAAUGUAUUGCUUGAAUUAGUUUGUAGUUAAGUGUAUAAUUGAUUUACGAUUUAUUGUUACAAAGCAAUGGUAUAAUGCACAGGUUCUCAACCUGUGCAUUUGUGUACCCCAAGGGGUACAUGUGCCAAGGCAGAGUAGGUACCUGCUUGCACGGACAGUAGGUGCCAACUCUGCCCGAAUGUGCUGUGUCCAGAGGGUAGAAUGAAGGCGGGCAGCGAGGGAGCACUUAUGUUCAGCACACUGCGGCGAUGCCAGAAGUCAGGUUAUAACAUCACUUCAACCCCGGCAUCACUAGCCAGCACAUGAGGGAACAGUGCUGGAAGAGCACAAAUAUGACAGCAGCCACACUAUACCCCUCGGAAAUGAGCCCCACUGGACCACACAGAAAGAUCCACUCCAGCUCUCCCAAAGGUAUGGAAGCUGGGUGGACUUACACUCACAAAUUAUUAUUUUGGGGGGUUUUUUUAUGAGAGAGAAAGAAUGUAUUUGUGCCAGUGUGUGUGUCUUUCAGUUUCCUCUGUGUGCAACUAUUAUGUGUGUAUUAUUUUUUCAGUUUGUGACUUUUAUACUUCAUAUUAUUAGUUCAUACACAAGGUAGCGGAGCUCUCUUUUCCCCCUGGCUGGGUACAUCCGCCAAGGAUUGCUUCCUAGCUGGAACCGGGGAAAAUUGACAUUCUUCUGCCUCAGCCACUGUGGCUUGACUUGGGUCCUCCUGGAGCCUCUCUGUCCUGGAACAGGAUAAAGAAAUAGCUCUAUUUCCUUCCCGGGACUGGACGACACACAAUCUUUGGGACUAUAGUCCUUACAAGGACUUUCCCUGCUGAAUCCUCCACGAGCUUGAACAAGAUGUUCAGCAAUGAAUAACCCUUUCCCUCCCCAGUAACUAGAUGACACACAGUUCUGGGAGUACAACUGAUUUUAAUGAGCCAAAACUCUGCCUUUUAUGCACAGACCCCAGCAGGGGAUCUUCAUACAACACAAUACAAGCCCCAUCCAGAGAUAUCAGUGUCUGGCAGAUAAUUUAGUUAAAUACCGGUAAGUUAAUUAUCUCCCAGGUACAGAGAACCAAACAUAAAAACAUGUGUACUAUAUCCCCAGACCUGAUCUGAGCACCCAAGUUGUUUCAAAUAGAGCUCAGAUCCAUACAGUAUAGGGGAAACGCCACCAGGGUAAAGUUCUGACCAGCCGCACAUGUGGUCCUAUGCCCAAAAUAGUUCUAGAGCAAUGUGUGCUUUGGCUCUAAGGGAGCAUUUGUUCCUCUUUGUCUCUGGCACCUUCUCUCCAAAAAGCACGGGUUAAUAUAGUUGUUUUGGUGUUUAGUGUCUGUCUUUGCAGGCUUUUUAAUGUAAACAUUGCCUUACAGAGAAAAGGCAGUGUUCACAUUGCUGUCUAGGAACACUUAUAGUGGCAGUCACUCAGGCCUCCACUGGAGGUUCUUCCUGGGUCAGUACUGAACAAUGUGUAGCUCUGAUGUCCAAUGUCUUCAAGCACUGCAUGGAGGCACUGAACGUUCUCCAUAUAGAUGCAUUGAUUCAAUGGGAAGGCAUUGGAUUGACUGAGAUCCUUAUGGCACUUGAAGAAGGUGAGUAAAUCAUCAUUUUACUGCAGGGAGUGGGGCUAGACACAUAAACGGCAUUAUUAGAGCUAUAGUGUCAGGAAUACAUGUUUAAGCUAGAAUUGUUUUGGUGCUUAGAGUAUGCUUAAUAAAAAAAUAUAUUUGUAAUUCUCUUCCAAAUCAAUCUAUGAUUACCACAGGUCGCCUAAUAGCUGAUUUAUACUUAGACUUCUUUAACCCCUUCUCAACCGCGGACCUACCAGGUACAUCUGACAAAAAAAAGGUAGUUAACGACCUCAGACGCACAUGAGAGGUGUUUAAUUAAUGUAUCUGUUAAAGUGGAAGCCCCCAACCACAUUUCCAAGGGCCAAGAUUGAUUUAAAUCUUUUUCCCAAAUUCUCAUAUUUAAGCACUUAAUAUUCAAACCCCCAUCUCUCAAAAGGCUAAAACAUUUUGAAAGCAUAUGAACUUAUUAUUUUUUCACAUGGUGUCAACUGUCUGACCUCCUUUAGACAAUACCUUGAAGAUUAAAUGCUAGAUUUCAACCUAUUAUAUUCCAUCCACAUACUAGUUGGAGUAUUAAAGUUGGACUGGAUAUAAUCAAAUGGGAGAAAUACGUCAUUUACAUAUAAGUCUCUCAAAUAUUUACAUCCUCCUUUUGAUAAGAUCUCUAACUGAGGAGAAUGAAUCUUUUCUUGAAUCCAUGAGAUGGGAGAAAUCGAGCUUGGAAAUGGAAUCAAAGAAUAUUUACGAUUCAAUUUCCACCAACUUUUUAGAGUGUACCAAAAUGUCGAAGCUUUUCUAUGGACUAAACCACUAGAUAAAUCAUCUCGAAAAAGAAUUGAAUUCAGGUGCAUUUCUUUAAAGAGGAAAGCUUCUAUAGAUGCCCAAUUAUUACUUUGGGCCUCUUCUUCCCAACUCAACAUGUGAGCCAAAAGGGAGGCUUCCUGAUAUUUCUUAAUAUCUGGAUAUGCAAUCCCUCCACCAGAAAUGGUUUUUAACCAAAAUUGGUAUCUUAAUGCGUAUUCUUUUAUUCUGAUGGAUAAAUACAUCAAGCACCCGCUGUAGGCUAUUCAACAAAUAGGUAGGACACUGACAGGGUAUGCAGCGCAUGAUAUAAGUGAUCUUAGGCAAUAUAGUCAUCUUAAUUGCUGCUAUCCUGCCUGACAAAAAAAAACAUAUUAAGAUUUCUCCAUGUGGCUAGCACGUGCGUAAUAUUUGAAUAAACUGAUUGGAAGUUUACUGUAAUAGUUUUUUUUUUAUUUCAGCAAACAGUUUGAUUCCUAAAUGAGUCAUUGAAUGAUGCCAGUUAAACUGAUAUAACUGACUUAGAGAAUGUUUCUCGAACCACCCCAUGUUGAAACAAAUCACUUCAGAUUUUUUUUACAUUUAAUUUAUAAUUGGAUAUUACACUACAGGGAGUGCAGAAUUAUUAGGCAAAUGAGUAUUUUGACCACAUCAUCCUCUUUAUGCAUGUUGCCUUACUCCAAGCUGUAUAGGCUCGAAAGCCUACUACCAAUUAAGCAUAUUAGGUGAUGUGCAUCUCUGUAAUGAGAAGGGUGUGGUCUAAUGACAUCAACACCCUAUAUCAGGUGUGCAUAAUUAUUAGGCAACUUCCUUUCCUUUGGCAAAAUGGGUCAAAAGAAGGACUUGACAGGCUCAGAAAAGUCAAAAAUAGUGAGAUAUCUUGCAGAGGGAUGCAGCACUCUUAAAAUUGCAAAGCUUCUGAAGCGUGAUCAUCGAACAAUCAAGCGUUUCAUUCAAAAUAGUCAACAGGGUCGCAAGAAGCGUGUGGAAAAACCAAGGCGCAAAAUAACUGCCCAUGAACUGAGAAAAGUCAAGCGUGCAGCUGCCACGAUGCCACUUGCCACCAGUUUGGCCAUAUUUCAGAGCUGCAACAUCACUGGAGUGCCCAAAAGCACAAGGUGUGCAAUACUCAGAGACAUGGCCAAGGUAAGAAAGGCUGAAAGAUGAUCACCACUGAACAAGACACACAAGCUGAAACGUCAAGACUGGGCCAAGAAAUAUCUCAAGACUGAUUUUUCUAAGGUUUUAUGGACUGAUGAAAUGAGAGUGAGUCUUGAUGGGCCAGAUGGAUGGGCCCGUGGCUGGAUUGGUAAAGGGCAGAGAGCUCCAGUCCGACUCAGACACCAGCAAGGUGGAGGUGGAGCACUGGUUUGGGCUGGUAUCAUCAAAGAUGAGCUUGUGGGGCCUUUUCGGGUUGAGGAUGGAGUCAAGCUCAACUCCCAGUCCUACUGCCAGUUCCUGGAAGACACCUUCUUCAAGCAGUGGUACAGGAAGAAAUCUGCAUCCUUCAAGAAAAACAUGAUUUUCAUGUAGGACAAUGCUCCAUCACACGCGUCCAAGUACUCCACAGCGUGGCUGGCAAGAAAGGGUAUAAAAGAAGAAAAUCUAAUGACAUGGCCUCCUUGUUCACCUGAUCUGAACCCCAUUGAGAACCUGUGGUCCAUCAUCAAAAUGUGAGAUUUACAAGGAGGGAAAACAGUACACCUCUCUGAACAGUGUCUGGGAGGCUGUGGUUGCUGCUGCACGCAAUGUUGAUGGUGAACAGAUCAAAACACUGAAAGAAUCCAUGGAUGGCAGGCUUUUGAGUGUCCUUGCAAAGAAAGAUGGCUAUAUUGGUCACUGAUUAGUUUUUGUUUUGUUUUUGAAUGUCAGAAAUGUAUAUUUGUGAAUGUUGAGAUGUUAUAUUGGUUUCACUGGUAAUAAUAAAUAAUUGAAAUGGGUAUAUAUUUGUUUUUUUGUUAAGUUGCCUAAUAAUUAUGCACAGUAAUAGUCACCUGCACACACAGAUAUCCCCCUAACAUAGCUAAAACUAAAAACAAACUAAAAACUACUUCCAAAAAUAUUCAGCUUUGAUAUUAAUGAGUUUUUUGGGUUCAUUGAGAACAUGGUGGUUGUUGUUCAAUAAUAAAAUUAAUCCUCAAAAAUACAACUUGCCUAAUAAUUCUGCACUCCCUGUAUAUUCAUUUAUAAUCUCUUGAAGAGCUCUGAGGGUUUUAAUCGGGUUUUCUAUAGUUAAUAUAACAUCAUCCGAGGACUAUUGCAUGAAAUUUUCGGUUUUCCACAAUCCCCGUUAUAUCUAUCGAUUCCCUUAUCGCAGACGCCAAUGGCUCAAUAAUCAAGGCAAAAGUUAAUGGGGACAGAGGGCAACCUUGCCUAGUGCCAUUUGAGAUGGCAAACCUUCCAGAUCGAAAGUUUUGACCAAUAACACUCGCAGUGGGAGAUGUAUAUAGGGCAGCUAUCGCCUUAGAGGCAAAAUCACCUAAUCCAUAUUUUGACAGGGUGAGGAACAUAAAGUCUCAAUCCACCCUGUCAAAUGCUUUCUCAGCAUCACGUCCCACAAAUACUGCUUUUUUUUUUUUUUUUUUUAACCACUGAAAUUAAUCUCAAAUGUUUCCUAAUAUUGUAGGAACCCAGUCUACCCUGAAUAAAACCAGUUUGAUCAGAGUUGAUCAGAUUGUGGAUAUAUUUAUUUAAUCUUUCCGCCAAAAUUUUGGCAUAGAUCUUAAUACCCACAUUAAAUAAGGAUAUAGGUCUAAAAUCCUUACAUUCAGGGGUUAACUUAUUUGUUGUAGGAAUAGUUAUUAUUUGAGCCUCCAACAUUUCUGGACAAGCUCGACCUGCCUUCUUAAUUUCAUUUAAUGUUUGACACAAAUAACCAGAGAUCUCCUCUUGGCAAAGUGAAUAAUAUUGAUUAAUUAGGCCAUCCGGUCCCGGAGCUGAGCCAAAUCUCAGUUUUGAAAUUGCCCAUUUAACUUCCUCUUCCGUAAUCUCUUUGUUUAACUUUUCCAACUCAGUUUGAGAAACACUAGGAAGAAAAAUCUUAUCUAGAAAUUCCACAAUUUUCCUUUUUUUCCCACUGCCAUCUAUAUGAGAAGGGUUAAAAUUAUAAAGAUCAUAAUAGUAUCUCUCAGAACAUGCGGCAAUAUCAUCAGGCUUAACAAACAAUUCUUUAUUAUGUGAAAGCUUAUUUAUUCUGCCAUUAAUUGAUUUUUGUUUCAACUUACUAGCCAUCAUUUGCCCUGCUCUAUUUUGACCAUGAUAUGAUCUUUGUUGUGAAGCCCACAGCGAUUUAUCCACCAGCAGUUGCUGUAUUCUUUUUAUUUGUGAUUGUAAAUCCCGAAUUUUAUUAAGCUUCAGAUCCGAUGGGGAUUUUUUAUUUUCUCUAUCUAUUAAAGCAAGUUCUAUAUGUAAGUCCCUUAAUGAUUUUCCUCUCUGCUUCUUUAAAAUUGAUUGUGAUUUUAUCAUUAUCCCUCUUAUAUAAGCCUUAUAGGAGAGCCAUACUAUUUCUUUAGAGUUUACGGUACCGUCAUUCCUUAAAAAGAAUGCAUCUGUUUCAUUUAAAAAUUUUUUUUAUAUUUGAGGAUCUUUUAAUAAUUUUAAGUCCAUUCUCCAUGGUCUCUUAUUCUUGACGGGAGGAUCUCUUCCCAAACUUACUCCAAUCAACCCAUGAUCAGACCACAUAAUCACCCCUAUUUCUGAGUGUCUAAUAUUAGAAAUACCCUGCCCAUCCACAAAAAUAUAAUCCAAUCUACUAUACAUUCUAUGUCUGUGUGAAAAGAAUGAAUAGCCCCUCUCAGGUGGGUGCAACGUUCUCCAUGUAUCAUAAAGGUUAUAUUUAAACUAGAAAAUCUACAAUUUCUGGGGAAAUUGUGUGAAGUGUUCUUGCCUCCACCAGUAGUCUACAACUGGAGUGGGCGGAGUAACUGUUAUCAUUUAUAUAGCACAUUUAAUUGCAACGUUGUUGCACAGUUACAUUAAACCAUACAUUUAUAAAAACAUUAGCAGGUGUUCAAAAGGCCCUGUCUAUGACAUCACUUGCUGCUGCAGCCUGGCACAGGUCAGAGUAUUUUGGCGGUUGCCAUCUUCAAACGGUCGUAUUUUAACCCCUUAAGGACGGAGCCAAAUGUACACGUUGUGAACCAAAAAAAUGUAAACAAAACCUGGAAUUUGCGCUACAUGUCUGUCCAACCGUAAUUCACCUCUUUCAUAGUAGAUGCACCCACCCUUAUUAUAUAUCAUUUUAUUCAGGGGAAACAGGGCUUUCAUUUAAUAUCAAAUAUUUAGCUAUGAAACAUAAUUUAAUAUGGAAAAAAAUGGGAGAAAAUACGAUUUUUUUUAUUUUUUAUUUUUUUUGUUCUACAUGACAUUUUAACGGUCAAUGUCAUAAUACUGUUUGCUUUUACUGCAAUAAAAUACACAUAUUUGUAUUCAGCAAAGUCUCACGUGUAAGACAGUACCCCCUAUGUACAGGUUUUAUGGCGUUUUGGGAAGUUACAGGGUCAAAUAUAGCACGUUACAUUUGAAAUUGAAAUUCACCAGAUUGGUUACGUUGCCUUUGAGACUGUAUAGUAGCCCGGGAAUGAAAUUUACACCCAUAAUGGCAUGCCAUUUGCAAUAGUAGACAACCCAAGGUAUUGCAAAUGGGGUAUGUCCAGUCUUUUUUAGUAGCCAUUUGGUCACAAACACUGGCCAAAGUCAGCGUUAGUAUUUGUUUGUGUGUUAAAAAUGCAAAAAACACCAAUUUUGGCCAGUGUUUGUGACUAAGUGGCUACUAAAAAAGACUGGACAUACCCCAUUUGCAAUACCUUGGGUUGUCUACUAUUGCAAAUGGUAUGCCAUCAUAGGGGUAAUUUUCAAUCUUGGGCUACCAUAAGGUCUCAAAGGCAACGUAACCAAUCUGGCGAAUUUUAAUGUGAAAAAAAUGAAAGCAUAAGCCUUAUAUUUGACGCUGUAACUAGCCCAUAAAGAGCAUAAACACAUGAAAUUACCGUUGUACUUCGGGAGACCACUGAACACAAAUAUUUGUGUUUCAAAACAGUAAAAAGUAUCACAGCAAUAAUAUCGUCCGUGUAAGUGCUGUUUGUGCGUGAAAAAUGCAAAAAACGUCACUUUUACUGGCGAUAUCAUCGUUGUAAUACAUUUUACUGUUUUGAAACACUAAUAUUUGUGUUCAGCGAAGUCUCCCGAGUAGAACAGUACCCCCCAUGUACAGGUUUUAUGGUGUCUUGGAAAGUUAUAGGGUUAAAUAUAGUGCUAGCAAAUUAAAUUCCCUUUACUUUCGCAUGGGUUGUCAGGCAGGUCCCGCUAAUUGUAAUUAAUUAAGAUACCUAAUUAUGUAAAAAUAUUACAUAAAUAUAUAUGUAGAAUUAAUAUGUGUGUGUGUGUGUGUGUGUAUAUGUAUGUGUGUGUGUGUGUGUGUGUGUGUGUAUAUAUAUAUGUAUAUAUAUGUGUGUAUAUAUAUAUAUAUAUAUAUAUAUAUAUAUAUAUAUAUAUAUAAAAUACACAAGAUCCAAGCACUCCACCUAUCCACUAAACAACAACUUCAAUAUUUGAAAGAUUUUUAUUUGUUUUUAAAAACACCUAAUCUGAGGCAAAAAUAAUGGGGAGUUUAGUUACAUUAUAUGAUCAUACAUUGCAUAAGCCUACCACCAUCCAAUGUACCCCAUCUUUGGCAGGUCCUACACUAACAGCCUAAUGUCUGCUCUUAUGAGAUUAACCUACUUGGGGAAAGAAAUUCCAUCUGGGGCUCUCUGCAGUACAAGGCUAAAUAGGGCCCUGGGAUGAGGCACCUGUGACAGGGAGGGGUGCAAAACCAAGGAGUUGGCUAGACUCCCAAAUAUAUAAAACAAGAGGGGGUUGGCUGCACUCACCUUAACAUGCAUAAAUGGGGUGCUGCUGGGGGCCAAAUAAUACAAUACACAAGAUCCAGCGCACUCACCUAUCCACUAAACAGCAACUUCAAUGUUGAAAGAUUUUAUUUGUUUUUUUAAAAACACCUAAUCUAGGCAAAAAUAAUGGGGGUUUAGUUACAUUAUAUGAUCAAACAUUGCAUAAGCCUGCCACAACGUCAAUGUACCCCAUCUUUGUGUAUAUAUCUAUAUAAUUUUUUAAAAAUAUUUUUAUUUAUAUAUAGUGAUAUAUACGUAUAUAUUUAUGUAUAUAGAUAUAUAUAUUAUUUCGUUCUACGUGUAUUUUGAUAUAUAUAUAUAUAUUCAUUUCACAAUACAGUUAGAACGAAAUAACACACAUCUAUAUAUUUUUUAAUUAUUUCUUUUUAAUUUUUUUUUAUUUUAUUUUUUAACGUAUUUACAUAUUUAAUUUUUUUAUAUUAUAUAUAAAUAUAUAUAUAACAAUAAUUAUAUAUAUUUAAUCAGUAUCAGUCUACGUGUAAUUUGAUAUUAAUAUAUAUAUAUAUAUAUAUAUAUAUAUAUAUAUAAUAUAAUUAUGUAUAUAUUAAUAGUAAAAUACACCUACACGGUGUACGUGUGUGUAUGUAUAUGUGUGUAUAUAUAUACUUAUUUCAUAUAUAUAUAUAAUAUAUAUAUGAUCUAAGUAUAUAUAUAUAUUAUUUUUUUUACACUAACAAAUUUUAUUUUCAUUUUAUUUUCAGCCAGCAGGGGGACCACCUGUCAUUACAGGCAGCCCCCCUGCUGGCAAUGCAGGAGGCAGCCUACCCGGCCAUGUGAUUGUGGGGUCCUCGCUAGGACCCCACUCUCACAUGGCCGGGGAGCACCGGAGGAGAAGGAUCUGCCGCGGGGGGGCUCCCUGGGAGUCCCCCCCCCCACCGCGAUCGCCGGCGUGGGACCGCCGGCGACCGGGUAAGUGAACAAAAACCGGAGGGCGUACAAUUGCGCCCGGCGGCGUUUAGAGCCGCCUAAAAUAGGGCGUAAUUGUACGUCCUCCGGUCAGAAGGGGUUAAAAACUAUAAAUCCUACAGCAAAGCGCUUUAUAUUGUGAGAAUCACAAGACCCAGACCUACAUUUUGAUGCAUAGUAUGUCUCUGAAGUAUUAAAAAUGAAGGCACAGUUGCAGUUUAGAAAUUGCACUUCAAAUUUGAGCUUUGUAGAGUGAAGUUUCAAUGAAUGUCAAUGGGCGGCGUUAGUUGCAAACAAAUUGUUAUAUUGUGAAAACUAUCAGGACUAUGGCUUAGCCGUUGACAUGUUUAGUGGCAGCAGGGAUAGCUGAACGUUUUGAUAUAAGAUUUGUGUAGGUGGGCCUGAAAAUAAGGGAGUGGUGGCAGUUUAGAAAUCAUGUCCUGAUUUUUCAGCUUUUGCCAGCUCCCACUCUAGCUUUGCAAUUCAUUCCUAUGGGACAAAUUUCGCCACAAGAACGACGAUAUUCCGUGAACCAUUCGGCAAAACGUUCCACAAAGUAAUAGCAAUCCGAUCGGGAACAAUCUGCACGUUUUGGUAAAUUUUUGUCUGUGUAGUGUAAAAACUGUGGGAGGAGUUAGGGUGGCAAAUUUUGCUAUAAUAAUAAUAAUAAUAAUAUAUAUGUGAGAUAACAUUAAGUGGUCUUGCUAUGCAAGAACACUUAACUAGAAAAGUACAAUUUCUGGGGAAAUUGUGUGAAGUGUUCUUGCCUCCACCUGUAGUCUACAACUGGAGUGGGCGGAGUAACUGUUAUCAUUUACAUAGCACAUUUAAUUGCAACGUUGUUGCACAGUUACAUUAAACCAUACAUUUAUAAAAACAUUAGCAGGUGUUCAAAAGGCCCUGUCUAUGACAUCACUUGCUGCUGCAGCCUGACACAGGUCAGAGUAUUUUGGCGGUUGCCAUCUUCAAACGGUCGUAUUUUAAAAACUGAGCGUUCCACAAAGUAAUAACAAUCCGAUCGGGAACAAUCUGCACGUUUUGGUAAAUUUUUGUCUAUGUAGUGUAAAAACUGUGGGAGGAGUUAGGGUGGCAAAUUUUGCUAUAAUAAGAAUAAUAAUAACUAGAAAAGUUACAAUUUCUGGGAAAUUGUGUGAAGUGUUCUUGCCUCCACCUGUAGUCUACAACUGGAGUGGGCGGAGUAACUGUUAUCAUUUACAUAGCACAUUUAAUUGCAACGUUGUUACACAGUUACAUUAAACCAUACAUUUAUAAAAACAUUAGCAGGUGUUCAAAAGGCCCUGUCUAUGACAUCACUUGCUGCUGCAGCCUGACACAGGUCAGAGUAUUUUGGCGGUUGCCAUCUUCAAACGGUCGUAUUUUAAAAACUAUAAAUCCUACAACGAAGAGCUUUAUAUUGUGAGAAUCACAAGACCCAGACCUACAUUUUGAUGCAUAGUAUGUCUCUGAAGUAUUAAAAAUGAAGGCACAGUUGCAGUUUAGAAAUUGCACUUCAAAUUUGAGCUUUGUAGAGUGAAGUUUCAAUGAAUGUCAAUGGACGGCGUUAGUUGCAAACAAAUGAUUAUAUCUUGAAAACUAUCAGGACUAUGGCUUAGCCGUUGACAUGUUUAGUGGCAGCAGGGAUAGCUGAACGUUUUGAUAUAAGAUUUGUGUAGGUGGGCCUGAAAAUAAGGGAGUGGUGGCAGUUUAGAAAUCAUGUCCUGAUUUUUCAGCUUUUCCAGCUCCCACUCUAGCUUUGCCAUUCAUUCCUAUGGGGCAAAUUGCGCCACAAGAAUCUAUAGAUGGAUCCAAAGGCAAAUUGAAUUCGCCACAUACCACUAAAGUCCCCUUAAAUGUUUUCAUUCCUUUCAUUGUCUGGCUAAUAAAUUUAAUUUGCCAUUUAUUAGGAACAUACAUAUUCAAAAUUGUGAAUUGCUGAGAGUUUAUCAGAACUUCCCAAAGUAGAUACCGUCAUUCUCUAUCACUUAUGACAAUGUCUUGUUUUAUUAAAUAUUAUUGAAACCCCUCUCGACUUACCUUUCGAGUAAGUAGCACUAUAGGGAUUAGAAUAAUAUCUAUUACCAAAAAAGGGAAUUUUAUUGGUCUGCCAGUGAAUUUCUUGAAUACAUAUAACAUCUGGUUUACCCCUAAACAGAUUCUUGAAUGCUAUACUUCUUUUACCCAUUGUAUUUAAACCCUGGACAUUUUGGCUAAUAAUCCUAAGAGUCAUAGAGAGGUAAACCCUCCACGACUACAAGGGCCUUCUAACCCUCCUCCAUCCACACCAUCCCACCCCCCCCAUACCUUGGAACCUCCCAAAUAACAUAACCUAUACAUUCACACCCAUUCAUCCAAAAAAUAAAAAAUGGAUGUGAUACAAUCCCCUUUUGUGAUGAUCUACUUACCUAGAGAAAUCCCACCUCUCACUCUACCUCCUUGAGAAGUGGCAGAUAAAUCUAAGUUUCGUCGAACUACCUGAGUUCGAGACCUUGGCGAAGGUCUCUAAUCAGAUUUGCCUAUCAUCUUUAUAGUCCUCAUCAGCAGCAGCCUUAAGAUCAGCCCUUCUUAUCAAUAUAAGUAAAAUUAAUCUACGGAACUAAUAGAGCCAACACUACAGAGGGACCCAAAAGGCCAAGACCGAACCUGACAAGCAAGAGGAAGAAGGGGAAGUAAGAGAGAAAAAUGUCCCUUUAUACAAAACCCAAAGGGUAAAAACCCCUCCCUGUCAUAUUCUACCCUCUGAGCACCCCUUCUUUUUACCUCUAUACGUGAGGAAGGCCAUAUAAACACUUUUGUAAACAGUAUCACUACGUUAACCAAAAAGCUCAUUCGGGUAGUCAGGGGGGGAUAAAACAAAGAUUGGCUAUCAUUCCUGGGAGUUACCCACUGUGAUCAACAAACCGGUGAAAGUGCCAUAAUAUACAAAUACAAUUCCAAAUAUUUUCGAUACCAACAUAUCUUCUAUAAAAACUCCUUCUAAUUUGUGGUAGGCAUUUAAUAAAUAUGCCUUCUCAUAUUAUAUAAUUAUCCAGUGCAAAAGAGUAAAUAAUAUUCGCUCUGAUAUAAUAUGUGCCUUUACAUUUAGACCCAUAAGGGCCCUUUUGGGGCCAUUCUAUAGAACCUUAAUUUAAAUUUAGUGGGAACUUUAAUGUGAAUUUACAUGUCUACCAAUACUAAAUUUGCAUUCCAAUAGUUUAAUUCUGUCCAAAAGCCAAACCUCUUAAAUCCUAUAUCACUUAUCCCAGUGAGGCUAACUCAUUGUUUACUAUUUUCAAAUAAAUUGUGAACCAUUCAAUUAUCUCUAAUCUUAAAAGUGAUCUAAAAAUUUUUUUUGCCCAUAAACAUCCUUUAACACCCAGAAUGCAGAGCUCUAUACACAGUGCCAAAUGCUAAUUCUAUCCCCUCUCCCAAUUAUCUCAAUGAGACCAUAUCUUAAGCAGUCCCCAACGAGACUAUAUCUUUGAGAAGUUUUUCCCCCUCUUGUGGAGAGUUAAUUACUUCAAACUCUGUACCAGUUUUAAUGAUUAAUCUGGUUGGAAAGCCCCAUUUAUAAGAGACAUUCUUAUCUCUUAAGACUUUUGUUAUCAUUCUAAAUUCUUUACGUUCCAUCAUCACUUCUCCUGAUAUAUCCAGAAAAUGUUUUAAUUGUUCAUAAGGAGCAUCAAAAAUUUUACAUUCGAAAGGCUUUCUGUAAUAUUUUUUGUUUCACAGUAUAGAGGUGUAAUUUACCGAUCACAUCUCGCGGUAAAUCCCUUGAAAUGUUACGUGAUAGGGGGAGUCUAUAAACUCUAUCUAGCAUCUGGGUCCUCUCCAAAUCUAAGUUAACAAAAAAGUUCAAAAAUGUUAUCACAUAGCUUAGGAAAUCGGUCUGCCCCACCCUUUCAGGUAUCCCUCUUAUGCAAAUAUUAUUUUGUCUAGAGAGGCUCUCCAAUCUGCUAUAUUUCUGUUUCAAACCCGAAAGCUCCUCUCUUAAUUUCUGUAUUUCCAAAUUAGAAUGAUUUUGUGAUUCUAUCAAGUGUGCUUGUUGAAUGCCCACAUCUAUUACUUUCUUUGAGAGGGCAUUUAUAUCUUUUGAGUUUUUAGCAAUCUCCCUAGUAAUUUCCUGCACCAUAGAGCUCUUUAGGUCUUUCAAUAGAUCUAUCAUUACUACUUUUAUGGUAGCUAUCAUGAGCUGUACUUCUCUAUGACUAUCUACCUCUACUGGCUCAUCUACUAAGGAUGACUCGGCUGAUGUCAGUAAAUUAUCUGAAUGUUCUAGUUCUUUUUUCAUCCCUGAUGUAAAUGCUGACUCCUCAGAAUUUUGACGUUUAUUGAUUGGGCUAAAGAAGUUACUUGUCGGGUUUCCAUUAUCUUUCUCCUUUUCUUUGCCUUUACCUUUACCCUUUGUGCUUAGGUUUUGCUUGUUUUUCAUUUGGUCCUCUCUUUCGAAAGUGACAGUUUAGAGCACAAUAUUGACUAUAAACCACACAAGCAGACCAAAGAUUCUGAUUGUGAAAACCGAUAACCUAAAUCACCUCAGAAGACGAAAUAAAACAGGGGAAAAAAAGGAAAAAACUCAAAAACAAUUAAAUUAUGGUUCGGCCACUUUCUGCUAGAACGACUGCCAGAACUACUGACUUAUUAUAUAUACAAUAGUCCUGGACAACAUUAAAUCUAUGUAGCUUGAAUCGUUCCUUUCGGAUCUCCAAUUUAUAUCGAUAUCCUAUAAACCUGUAAUUUGAUGAGGCUGAGAUUGUCCUUUCAGACACACCUGAAAAAUCAAAUAGACCAAUUGGUCCAGAGAAAAUGUCCCUUUUAUAUCUCAGCUUCCCAACGAAAAUGAAGCGAAAUCAAAUUUAACAUAACAAUUAACUACUUUUAUAUCCACUUGAUGUCUGUGUUUCAAAGUCAACAGCAAUUUAAUGCGGACUAGGGUAGCGCAGCUUUAUCCUUUUCUGCUGUUGCUCCACAGUCACUUAAAGGUCUAUUAAUACUAGUAAAAAAAUAAAAUAAAAAAACGCCUCCUUAUGGCCGUAAUAUUGAGAGGUCACUUUUAAUCCGUUUCUUCAACCUAGAAUCAGGCAAAAAAUAUGUAACGGUGAUGUCUAACUCAGCAAGCUUCUUCAGCAGACUUUUAUUUUUAAACGGCACCGGAGGCUGAUGACAAUUUACUCCUCAAGGGAGAGUAAUUAAUAGCAGGAAACCAGGGCAUAUGCGUUUGGGGAUACGUUGGGCAGAAUUAAAUUUGGGUAGAAAUCUAACCCCCCCCUUCUUCACCUUCUUUACACUUUCUCCUUUCUUUCUUCUCCCCUCCCGGCUCCUGACUUUACUUUAUCUUUACCUGUUAUCUCUCACAGUUUUUUUUUUUUUCCCCCAUCAAAAUUGCUUUACAUAAUACUUCCUCCUCCUUCCCCCUUCCUCUGUCCUUUACCUUUAACAGCUUUUAAUCCUUCGUCACUUCCGGCCUUAUAGCUCUGUUCAACUUGUUUGUAUUGAUGGAGGAAGAUAGCUCACAUGGGACAACACAGAGCUUACUUUUUAAAUAGUCCAGUGCUUCCCAGAGUCACCUCAUACAAACAGCUGAUCCUUCGAAGCCCUCUAUGGAUCCUUAUCACGGCACCACACACUGUAAGGGACUUCAUCCACUGCGUUCACCUCCUCAAUAGAGCUAGGCUGAAGGAGCACGUCCUGUGUCCUGCAUACUCCGGUUGCAAUCCGGCUGCAUUCUCUGACAUUUUAGACACUUAGGCUGCUCGUCUGACCGCCAACCUCUGCCAUUUCCCGCCAGCGUCACGCGCUAGCUACCUCCUGGGUGUGGCCACACCCUCCGAACAAAUGUUGUUGUUCUUGUCACGCUUUAACUUUAUAAUCACAUACAUACCAGGUCCUAAGAACAUUAAGGCUGACAUCCUAUCUAGGCAAUUUGACCUAGAGGCAGAACAAGAACAAGAGACCUUUCCCAUUAUACCACCUGACUGUAUCAUUGCCUCCACAGUUCUUUCCUUGUCUUCUCUGCUUGUUUGUGCUAUAAUGGCAGCCCAGACUCAGGCACAUAGUGAUAAACCUCUAGAUAGGUUUAUUCCGUUACUGGAAAGAAGGAGGUACUAAGAGUGUUCCACGACAAUGUGACAGCUGGACAUCCAGGCAUUAAUAAAAUGGUGUCCGUUGUCUCUAGAUCCUUUUGGUGGCCAUCUCUUAGAAAGGACAUCAGAGAGUAUGUGGAGCCAUGUACUAUUUGUGCGGGUUUCUAAGGUUCCCCAUAAACUACCUUGUGGGUUAUUGCAACCGCUUCCUAUACCCAGUGUUCAAUGGUCUCAUUUGUCUAUGGACUUUAUUGUUGAACUCUCGAUUUCUAAAGACUAUAACACCAUCCUAAUGGUUGUUGACCGCUUUUCUAAAAUGGCACACUUUGUUCCGCUCAAAAAGAUGCCUUCUUCCCAAGAGCUGGCUCAUAUAUUUAUACGCGAAAUAGUCAGAUUACAUGGUAUUCCGCCUAAUACUGUGUCAGACAGGGGUUCCCAAUUUGUAUCACGAUUUUGGAGAGCAUUUAAUAAACAGUUGGGUAUAGAAUUAGCAUUUUCAUCAUCAUACCAUCCUCAAACCAAUGGCAUUCAAGAAAACUGGUCUGAUUUACUACCAUGGGCCGAAUUCGCCCUACUGUCCUCCCUGCGGUAUUCUCUGACACUGCUAUUCUCAUUCUGGAUGACCAUCUCACAUGUAUACAUGAGACUUUGACUAAGGUCCACACGGCUUUGGAAAAUGCAUGCUGAUAAGAGGCGUGUUGCCAACCCUGGUUACCAGGUGGAUGGCAGGAUAUGGCCCUCCACACGCAAUAUUAAACUCAAGGUUCCUAGCAUGAAGUUUGCACCUAAGUUUAUUGGCCCCUUUCGAAUAAUUUGCAUUCCAAAUAGGACAUGCGUGCAUAAUGACCAGCUGUUAAAAUUCCAAGUUGGAAAACUGAAAUGCGCACCCUCCAAAUAAGGUCUUUUAGCCCCAGAGAACCCAACACACCUAUACAUGGGUGGUAUCGCUGUACUCAGGAGAUGUUGCUGAACACUUAUUGGGGUGUUCUUUGGCAGUAACCCUUAAGUACAUGUAUUCUUUUUUGAAAUUCUUUAUUUUGGUUGUGCAUACUGUAACACAUAGGGUCGCACUGCCACAACAGCGUGUGCAACUGAGCAUUAGACAUUCAAUAACAUUUGCAUGGCCUGUCAUAUCUUGCACAUUUUGGUCGCGGUAAACAGGAUCGUCUCAAUAGCUUGGAGUACGUGCCUGGUGUUUUGUAGGAGCUUAUCAUCGCUGUUGUGCACCUGGCUAGGUAAGACUUGGGUGUACCAUUCAGUAUGCUUGGUGUGUGUGCGGGUACGCCCGUAUCUUGAUCAUUAGGUGUGCCUAGUAUAUCCCAGGUAGUACAUUAGUGUGUUGCGCUCAAGUGACAUGCUCCCUAUAGUGGGAGGUCAUGUCGCGCUAUGCUUAAUAUUACGCAUGGCUCUGUCAGGUUAGGUUGCGUGUUCCCUGCUAAGAUACUGUCAGGUGGGGGGUAGUGAUACAUGGCCCGCGGGCCAGUUAGUCGGAUGAAUUGCGAGUAGGGUAGGUCGUCAUGGUAACAUCAAAACAGUAAUGGGUUAACGUUUAAAACUGAUAACUUAUAAUAACUUGUGAACUAGCAGAGUGUCCUUAAGGUGGCAGCUCCCGCCUGCCCGUUUCAGGUUGUUGCCGCUUCCAGUUGUUCCAGGGUCGGUCCUCUUGGGACGAAGGGGGUCACCCGAUCAGGGUUCCAUUUGUGCGUCGAGGUGGUAGCGCUUUGAGUCGCAGCGGGGUGUAGAGAGUCUUUUGGCAGGCCCAGGAUGUGUAGCAGCACCGCUGUUUCUGUGAGGGUGCUUACUGUGUGCUUGGUUUCUCCCUUCUGGAGCCAUAGAGCUUGGGUCAUCAACCACUUGUAUGGUAUGUUGUUCUGCCUUAGCAGCGUGGUGAAGGGCUUGAGGGAUCUUCUCCAAGCAAGUGUGCUCCCAGUGAGGUCUGUGUAGAAUGAUAAAUCCAUCAUUUCGAACUGGUAAGGUGAGUUUUCCCUGGUCGAAACCACAACCGCCAUCUUGUCUUUGUGGCGCUGAAAUCGUAUGAUAAGAUCUCGGGGUGUCUCAGUGGGUGCCUUAGCUGGUCUUGGGGCACGGAAAAAAAUGUCCAACUGCACUGUCUUGGCUUAUCAUGGCGGUAGCAGGGCCAUCAGCAGGCGCCUCAAUAUGUGUGGCAUUUCCUCCUCAGGAGUGUCCUCCGGGAUGCCUCGGAUUUUUAAGUUAUUGGCCCGCCCUGCGUCCUCGAGUGCCGUGAACCGGCGCUCGUGCCCUUCGUUUUGGCUUUUAAGGUCUUGUACCUCCAGUUGCAGAGCCGCUAUUUGGAAAGUGUGGCCAGUGGAUUCUGUCUCAGUCGGGUACCGAUUCUCCCUGUUAAGCCGUGGAUGUCGGCCCGGAGGGAUGCCACGUCCGAGUGAAGGGUUCGUUGGAGAUCGGCAACCAGUGAUUUCAAAACUGCCGUCGUCACUGGCAAGGUGUUGCCCUCCGGAUCGCUGUCCCCGGCGCUGGCUCCAGGGGGAGAUCUACAGCCUCUUCUCCCGAUGAGAAGUCAUCGGAGAGUUCAGAGAAGGUCUCCACGUAAGCUGCCAUUUUAGGCCUGGACGCCCCCUGUGUUUGGCGUAGGAGUUCCGCUAUGUUUGGGCCCUGUCUUGGGUUAUCCGGCUUGGGCUUCUUUGAUUUUAAAACAAUAUAUACAUGUGACUGGUUAUUCAGGGAUUCCUGACAGAUAUCAGUGUUACAAUGUAACUUUCGUUAAUUUUGAAGGAGAAAAAAAAUUAGGACCAUGUGGGAAGAGCACCAUCAAUAUGGCACCUCUUUAGUGCGUAGCUGUUGGAGCAGUGGACGCAGGGACCGGCGCCACAGGAGAAUAGAAGUAGUGAGGUGCCCUCAAAGGUAAUUGGGUGUCUUUCCUCUCACCGCGGCUUGUAGGAGGGCCUUGUCCUGUAAGGAACUGAAUCGGAGGAUGAGGUUCGUAAUGGUGGAGGGCGAUGCCCCGGGAGGCUUAGUGAGACGGAACAUACCGUCUAGCUUCAUGGUCUUGGCGUGUUUCUGUAGUAGGUGGGCCGCAAAGAACCGUCUGAUAAAGUGAGGAAAGUCUGGCAGUCACACUGUUUCCGGCACCCCCCUGAGUUUCAAAUUAUAUCUUUGCUUCUGAUCUUCCAGGACAUCAAUCCUGCGGUCAAUCUUUAGUUGGUGCUGAUCAAGGGAAGCCAGGACUUUCUCCACCACCAAGCCGGCUGUCAUGAGCGCUCUGGGUGGUUUCGAGUUGGGCCAUUUUAACGGUCGUACUUUCAACGGCCUUUUUGAAGGGGGCUAAAUCUCCCGCUAUGUUCGCACAUAGGUCAGCCAACAUCGCUUUAAGUUGGGCCCGCCGCCGCCUCCAGUGGGGCAUGACCCUGCUUCAUGGUGAGCGCGGCUCUUUCCAUCUGGGCAAUAGCCAUGUCAUCUGAGGAGUAUGAAGAGCCCUCGUUCGCAAGCCCCAUAUUGUUCCGUUUGGCCCUCUGUGAGCUGCGGAAUAGGUUGCCAAUAUUUUGGCUCAGUGGGCUCUUGUCUGGCUUGGGUUUUUAGUUUUCACGGACCAUAUUUGAUCCUGCAGUCAGGGGGCUGUUUUCAGCUAGUUUAUAUGGCCGCUUUCUCCCCAAGUUUAUUGGGUAGCGUUGUACGGAGCACAGAGAACAUGCAACCGCCCAGGUUCACUGCUAGGCUCCGCCCCAUAAAAGCAGAUUUUAAGAAGAAGAAAAAUACUAUUUUAUAAAGCAAAUGGGCAGAAGGAUUUCCUGCCUCAUUCACUUUGAACUAUAGUUCAAAGUGGUUUCUCUGUAAGAAACAUUGUUGGAUUUUUCCCAGUACUUCAAUGAGAAGUGUUUUGGAUACAGGUUAAAAGUAAUGAUGAUUACUCACUAAUAGGAGGUGGAUCCAUCACUGGAAUAAAAGUGAGUUUAAUUGAUUUAAACCCUUUAUGUGCUGAAAUGGGGGUUGGCAUUUAAAAAUAUAAAGCAUUUAAGGAAAGCUCUGACCUUCUUUGUUUUUUUGGCGUGUCUAGCUCACUAUUCACCACCAUCCAGCAUCCAGUCAUGGAUCCUCUUGUGCAGUCCUGAGGUUCUACAUAGGUUUAAUUAAACCACUGGAGGCCCUCCAAAGGCAUUUGUGAUCCCUGUAGUUCAUGCAUGCACAUUAAACAAGCUGUCAGCUAAGGUGGGGGCCCCGUAAAAAAAAUUACAAGUUGAACAGGUCAGAGAGUUCCUCAGAUCAGAAUGCUGUGUGUUUCCACAAGCAGGUGAACGCACCCAAGCAAAUGCGCAUGCAUGCACGGAGGAUAGGUUAAGAGGCUUUUCAUUGAGAAGUAUGACUAGAAGUAUCUUCGGGGAAAAAGGUGAGGGCUUGCAAAGGCUGUAGUUCAUAAGAAAUGCAGCUUUUGCUUGCUCUUAUAUACCCCCAAAGAAUACAUGCAUACAAAACGCAUGCAUAUUUUUGUUCUUUGGGGUAUAUCUACCAAACAGUUAUUUUUAGUAUCUUUAUAAUUUUACCUAUGGGGUGAUCAUUAAACUACCUAGCUUGAGCACUCUUUCUGGUUUUUGUCAAACUUACUCUUAACUUAUUUUUACAAAAACAGCCCUCCCUUGUGUUUGGGACAUUUUGUUUGAGUAAUUUUUCCCUUCCUUGGAGUGUUCCUUUGAAAGCAGCAUUCAUUUUCAAGUGGUUUCAUAAAAAUAGAGGAUUGAUUGGAAUUCUUAGACCUUCCUUCAUGAUGUUAUAUUCUGCAAGGAAUCCAUGCAAAAUAUGUUAAGCAGGAUUCGAUGGUGCAGAAUCGGAGUUGACUCUUUCAGUGGAACUGAAUUAACACAAGCGUCCUGUGACACAAAGUCUAUACUAUAGCGUGUAGUGGGUAUGGUAUUUAGAGUGUCUUUUUAAAUAUGCCCCUAAGUUUACUAAAGUGAGAAUACUUGGGAAUUUCAAGUAGCCAAACUGGAAGUAUAGUUGACUUUGAAAUGCACUUUGGAUCAAUCUUCCUUACUCUGAGAUUCUCUAACAGAGGCCUGAGAGCUUGCGCAGUAUUUUAGCUUUUCUUAUGGAUAAAGACCUUGGAUAACCCCAGAUUAGGAGCCAUGGCUCUGAGUGUUAUUGUUACCCUUGGGACUACUACUGCCUUCACUUUCCACAUCCUUUCUAGCGCCUUUAUCAUCCCUUUUUAUUUUUGUUCUCCUUCAGAUGUUCUUUCUUCAUGUUUUGUCACUACGUAUUGCCACAUGUAGCACCACUUAAACAAUUGGAGGUCAUUUAGUUACUCCAAUGGCCAUUGGAAGGAAUGCCCGCCUGCCAACGUCAAGGCAGACCCCCCUAGGCGGGUCCUACACUGACCUUUCACCUUGCUUCCUUGAGCUUCUGGCAAAGAUAUCUCUAAUGAGACAGAGAGGGGUAUUUUUUAUAUACGCCCCUAUAUACUUAUUAACCCUUAAUAGGGAACACAUGGGAUGGGCGGCAGCAUUGUAACCUACCUCUGUGAUACAAAAAGUGAAUACAAAAAUAUAAGUCCUGUGCUCACUCCCAUCACUCCUGGGCGGCAGCAACGACCACAGUACACAACAGCUCCAUAGGGAUCUAGGAGAGAGCGCAGGUAACUUUUUUUUCUUUUGUUUUUACUGUAUGUAUUGGAGCUGAUGUGUACAGUGGUUGUUGUUGCCGCCCAGGAGUGAUGGGAGUGAGCCCAGGACUUAUCUUUAUGUAUUUGUAUUCACUUUUUGUAUCACACAGCUUUGUUACAAUGCUGCCGCCCAUCCCAUGUGUUUCCUGUUAAGGGUUAAUAAGUAUAUAGGGGUGUAUAUAAAAAAUACCCCUCUCUGUCUCAUUAGAGAUAUCUUUGCCAGAAGUUCAAGGAAGCAAGGUGAAAGGUCCGUGUAGGACCCGCCUGGGGGGGUCGCCUUGACGUUGGCGUUCUGGCAUUCCUUCACAUGUAGCACCACACCUUAUCUACCACCACAAUGUCUGAUUAGGUCCUGUCUAGUGUGAUAGAGCUCUGCUUCUAUUGCCUUUUUGCAACUGUUCUGCGAGAAUAAAUGUCUCCAUAUAGUCUUUUGAUUUAGAAAGGAUUGUAUGGAUAUGACUGCUGUAUAGGGGCCUUUUUCUACUCUAUUGGGAUGACCGUGCCAGGCAGCUGGUUUCAAUUGGGAUACAUUCUAGUUGAAUGAACUGUAAGCAAACUUAUGUUUGAAGAACUGAAUUUGUUGAAAUGCAUAGGGAGAGAGCUAGCUGCUAUGUGGAAAUGACCCCUUAUUAUACUUACAGGCCUUGUGUAUGUGCUGUGAUGUCAUUAGACAUCUGGCAUCACAUUUAAUUUGAUUGUGGCACUUCCUUCUUCAACUAUACAUUUGCUAACAAUUUUGUUGAAACAAAAUUUGGAACUCGGCUGCAUGGGAGAAUUUUCCAAUUUUGAUAUUUUGGUCAGUUCUUGGUUUAGUGAAUAAAUACCUUAAAUUUGAAAAACUCAAUUGUAUAGAAAGUUACACUCAAACUAUUGGUUCCUAAUGCCCACUUGAGGUAGAUAUUUGACUACCUCCCCACAAUAUUACAUUUAUUGUCCACCUGUAAACUUAAAGGACAACUGUCUCCUCCAGAUAACGUUUUAUUCAUCAAGCUUUUAAAGGAAGUCAACUUUUUAAUUUUGUAAAUGUAAAAAAAAAAAAAGAGAGAGAGAGGAAAAAUCAACACAUGCCUACCUUAUAGUAGUAUAUGACAGGAUCCCUUCAGUCAGAUACAUGCAUCUUGGGUCAGACAGUGUUUGAAAAUUGACAUUCUCCAUGAUCUUUAAACAUCGUCUGACCUAAAGUUCAUGUAUAUGGUUGGAGGAUCCUGUAAUAUACUAAAGAUAGCGAUGUGUAUUCUCAACGCCAGUUCAGAAAGAGCCCAACCUCGACCCCAACUCCCCAUCCAACUACCGCCCUGUAUCGCUACUGCCAAUUGCCUCCAAGAUCGUUGAGAAAUUUGUGAAUGCGAGAUUGACAGACUUCCUCGAAUCCAUCUUUCUGCUUGACCCGCUUCAGUCUGGAUUCCGUGCUCGUCACUCUGUUGAAACAGCUGUGACCAAAGUAUCCAACGAUUUAAUUGCUGCUAAAUCACGUGGCCAUUACUCUAUCCUAUUUCUCCUUGAUCUUUCUGCUGCCUUUGACACUGUUGAUCAUCAACAGCUUCUUCUCAAUCUCCAUUAUCUUGGUCUACGAGAUACUGCUCUCUCCUGGUGCUCCUCCUACCACUCCCAGCGCUUUUUCAGUGUUUCUUUCUCUGGCUCUACCUCUUCUCCCCAACCCCUUUCUGUUACUGUCCCCCAAGGUUCAGUCCAUAGUCCCCUAUUGUUAUUCAUCUAUACUGCCUCCCUUGGUAAACUCAUGAGCUCCUUUGGCUUCCAUUAUCAUUUAUAUGCGGAUGACACGCAAAUCUACCUGUCCACUCCUGAUCUUUCUCUGCGCAUCUUGACCUGUGUCUUUGACUGCCUCUCCGCGAUUUGCAAUUGGAUGGCUGCUCAAUUCCUUAAACUCAACUUGUCCAAAACAGAACUUGUUGUCUUUCCUCCCUCAUGUGUUGCUACUCCCGUGUCUGUCUCUAUCCAAGUCAACUGUGCCACGAUCACCUUUAUCUCGCAGGCUCGCUGCCUAGGUGUCCCCUUUACUCUGACUUCUACUCCACCCCUCAUGUCCAGUCGAUCACCAAAUCCUGCCGCUUCCAUCUCAAAACCAUAGCUUGCAUCCACCCCUAUUUAACACCAGACGCGGCUAAGGUGCUGGUCCAUGCCGUUGUUCUUUCUCAUCUUGACUACUGCAAUCCCCUUCUCAGUGGUCUUACAUGUUCCCAGAUUGCACCGCUGCAAUCUAUUAUGAACGUGGCACCAAGGCACAUUUUUCUGUCCUCCCACGCCUCCCCCCUUUCAGUCCUUACAUUGGCUUCCAGUUAGAUAUAAGGCUCAAUUUAAGAUUCUGGUGCUUGCUUACAAGUCCCUACAUAAUGCUGCUCCAACCUACCUAUCCUAAUUCACAAGUAUGUCCCGCUGAGGCCCCUGCGCUCUGCUGAUGACCUCCAUCUAUCCUCUGUCCGUACUCCCACAUCUGAUGCUCGUCUCCAAGACUUCUCCAGGACUGCACAUUUUCUGUGGAAUUCUCUUCCCUUCUCUGUUAGACUUUCACCCUGUCUCCACUCCUUCAAAAAAUCUUUGAAAACACACUUCUUCAGGAAAGCAUAUCAUUUAAACUGUUAGCAGAUUUUCAUUCCCCCCUACCCCCAUGACUCCUCUCCUGCAACUGUCAAAAAUAACCUUUUAAGUUCCCAGUGAAUACUUUCUAUCAACCUCUUUCAAUACCCCUACUUAUACCCUUUGUGUCACUAUACCCCACUCCCUCUAGAACGUAAGCUCAUUGAGCAGGGGCCUCAACCGCUCUGUUCCUGUGCGUCCAUUUGUCUGGUUACAAUUACGUGUCUGUUAGUCCACCCAUUGUACAGUGGUACAGAAUUUGCUGGUGCUAUAUAAAAAAUAAUAAAAUAAUCUGUUUGCAUAUACUUCAUUAAAAAAAAAAAAAAAAAAAUCCUUCCAAAACUUGGUGAAAAGAUUAUUAUAUUAAAAAAAUAGUUUUGAGGUGACAGUUGUCCUAUAAGUCUCCUACGUUACCAAGUUGUGAUAUUUGCUGUAAAUGCUUUGUUCUGUUAACCCUUUAAUUAUUGAACUCUAAGCCAAAAAAGAGAUCAGCUUGUAUCCUACAUAACAUUUCAAUAUACCCCUAUAAAGUGCCGUGCAGAUUUGGUGUAUAGAUGUCAAUGUGUAAAUGCAUACUUAAUAUUUUUACAGUGGCAUAUGGAAAUAAAAACUUAUGAACAAAAUUUAUGCCAUUCUACUUUUCCUUUACUUUCAUUAAUUGACACACAAACCAGAAGUAUCCCACCUUGAAGGGCACACCUUUCUGUUCUUAUGACUGUAGCACAAACUUGCUUUUUUUAACUGGCUGUUUAGACCCUUCUUCUUUUUGCAGAAAUAACAUGACUUAACAAGUCUAUUUAUUUCUAUUAACAUGGAACAAGACUGCAAUCUGUGUGUAUAUUUAGCAGCCUGUCUGCCUUGUCAUACAUCUUUAUAGAGUAUUGAAGACACCACUCAGUCCAUAAUGUUGACUACGGAUGAUGCAUAAAUGUCUGAGAAGCUGAGAUUCAGUUUAAUAAAGACCUGAAUAUAAUUUCCAUUACUGCAUAUUUUUCCAGCUGCAUCCAAGUAUGACCCUCCCAAAGCAUAAGCACAGCUUGUCCUUAUAACCUCAAGCACAAGCAUCAACAAAGGAGCAAGCGUCUAUUUUUUACUUUUUGUAAGGCAUAAAAUAAGCAAGUGUGUGUGUGUGUGUGUAUAUAUAUAUAUAUAUAGAUGGUGUGUGUGUGUAUAUGAAAAAGAAAACCCUUAAAGGAACAAAUUGUAUACAAGUAUAUUACAGGAGUGUGGAUUUUUUUUUUUUUUUUUAAAGUAACACUAAAGGCACCUAGACUACUUAAAAGGAUACAGUAGUGCCAGGAAUACAAAGCUGUAUCCCUGACACUACCGAUCCCUCCCUCUCACCCCUCCUACAUGGGAAAUAAAAAAAAUCUGACUCUGAAGAUCCUCAUGCAGAGCGUGAGGACGUCCAGCGUCAGAUAACAGACCAAAAGUUAGUUUAGAUUCUGGAAGCCCUCUAGUGCCUAAAGGCAAAAAAACCCUACCUACCCAUUGCACAAAACUGCCUGUUCUGGGCAUCAUGAGAUAGGAAUUGCUUUUAAUAUUACAAAAUCAUUCCUUCCAUCAGUAAGAAGUAAAACUUACUUUGGAGGAUAAUUUCAUUUGGUAAAUACACAUAUCCUCCCUUUUCUCUGAAUUUCCAAACUUGUUUCUGAUCAUGUCACCAGUAAUGUCUCUAUAAACAUGGAUAUAAUUGCCCCUCUUUCAUAAACACAUUGCUUCACUGAUUUAUGUUGGUCUCACUUCUAGUCACCCUGAAUCCUACUCCUGUGAUGUGCACAUUCACGAUUAUCUGUCAUCAUUUCCUUUAUUCACAUACAGCUUUUGUAUCUCAGUUUGCAAAUAGACCCCCAUCUGCCAACUGUUUCAAAUUAACUACUUUAUGAAUUCUGCUGGGUGCACAGAUUACACUCCCUCCUCUGUGUUAACACAUUGAGAUUGUCAACCAUGCAUUCACUCACCAGACUUCCGUUUAACCCUUUAUGUGAACUUACCUAAAAGGAAAACAGGCAAAAGGGAAACUGUAAUGUUUUCUGAUGGUGCCUAUUUCCACACUCCAUUACCAGCUAUGUGUUAUGCGGCACAUAUUGCUCCAAAAUGUAGUUACAUCAGAUAUUUUAUAGCUGCCAAGUAAUUUCUUAGCCCUUUGAGUAGGCACUGCCCUGGAAGGACUAACAGAUACUUCUAAGGAAUGUAUGGAAUUAAUGUGCUCCUAGAGAGAAAUCAGUUAAUGUAUUAGGCUUGUACCUUGGAUCCCACCGUUGAUUAUUUAAAUUCAAAUCAGGCACUAUCGAUUUCAAAGUACUGCUUGGCAACACUUUCAAACCCUGUGUGAGAGUUUACAGAAUUUAUAAGCAUCCUGCACAAGUUGAAAAAUGUAGAAACCCUCUGUGACAAACUCCCCCUUUCCAGUGAGUUUGCCACGAGUUCCUGGAGGAGCUUGCUUGCCAGCCUCCUGCCUACAGACUAUGGACCCUGUGAAAUAUAAUGUAAAAGUCUCUGUUCGUGCAAUUGGGAUUUUAUGGUUCAGUUACCGAACAACCGCACGAACCAGAGACCACCCUGGAGCUUGUUAACACCUAUUAACAACUUUGAACGUUUCUCACCACUGUGUUCUAAUUGUUCGUCUGGGUGGCCGCAAUUCCUAUGGACAACCAGAAGGUAGCGGCCAUCUUGUUCGCAUGAACGCAGGCAUGAAUCUCAUGGAACUAAAAUCGGACACAGAAACUCCUGAACACCGCUGGACUUCCACCAUUGCCUGCAUUCCAUUCUAUACAACUUAGAAGGGCACUGUUCGGUGAAAUAAUUCUUCUGGAUGAGGGGAACAAGCUCCAGGGUAAGACUAUUGACUCUGUUCGGUAGUUUGUUCGUUCUCAAACUACCGAACCAGACCGACUGCAAGCCCUGAUUCUCUGGAACUGUUUUGAGCAUGGGACCAUGUCUGCGGUCAGUCAAAUAAAUGACUUCCAGGAAAUUCCUGAACCCCUGAACUGAUCUGGGUGAUUUUUGAAUAACCCUUGUGUCUGCUGUUCCAGCUUGCAGUGAAUUCAACAGGGAAAGUCUUUCUAAGGACUAGAGCUCCAGGGAAUGAGUGUCGUCCAGUGCCUGGGGGUGCCUAGAGCGAAUUCCCCAUUCGGCUCCAGGAAGGAGCGGUUCCAGGGCCCCAGUCAAGCAACGGCAACUGUGGGCAGAAGUGCUUCGGUUUGUACAUUGUUCCAGCUAGGAAGCAGUCCUUGGCGGAGGUACCCAGCCAGAGGUACAGGGAGCUCCGUUACACCCUCCCUACCUUAGUGUCCUGUGGCAGCAUGUUAGACUGUGAAUACUAAUGAAUUGUCAUUUCACACAGAGUGUUGGGGUAAAUGGGCAAACGCCAGCAUCUAUUUGUUUUUACUAUUCUAUAGCAUUUUGAUUCUUUAAAGGAUCACUAUAGGGUCAGGAACACAAACAUGUAUUCCUGACCCUAUAGUGUUAAAACCACCAUCUAGCCCCCCUGGACCUCUCAUGCCUCCAUAAAUAUAGCAACAUCUUACUGUAUUAAAACCUGAAGCUGUAGCUCUGCAUGCUGUUUGCCUCAAAAAAACAUAUCAGCAGAAGUGGUAGCCUGAUCCAAGCACAGUACUUCCCCAUAGGAUUGGCUGAGACUGACAAAGAGGCAGAUCAGGGGCAGAGCCAGCAUGAUUCAAACACCGCUCUGGCCAAUCAGCAUUUCCUCAUAGAGAUGAAUUGAAUCAAUGAAUCUCUAUGAGGAAAGUUCAGUGUCUGCAUGCAGAGGGAGGAGAUACUGAAUGUUUGGAUGCAUUUUAGGCAGCCAUGACCCAGGAAGGAUGUAUAACAGCCAUCUGAGCAGUGGCCAGUGAAGUUAUUACUAGGCUGUAAUGUAAACACUGCAUUUUCUCUGAAAAGACAGUGUUUACAGCAAAAAGCCUGAAGGUAAUGAUUCUACUCACCAGAACAAAUUAAAUAAGCUGUAGUUGUUCUGGUGACUAUAGUGUCCCUUUAAGCUUACAUAUGGUAAUAUUCUUAGUAGAAUGUCAUCAUCUAGAUUGAUUUCUCAACACCCGUCACAAUGUGGAUACAUUUAAACCUUCCAAUGACUUUCCGUGACAUCAUCACAUUCAGAUUCAUUAAAGACCAGAUUUCAAUGUGGAUUGAAACGUGGAUUCCUAUUGCAGCAGCUCUAAACUGUUUUUAAUUUUUUUUGAUGAUGUGAUCUUUGUAGGAUGAUGCUCUGAUAUAUGAAUGUUUCUAGAGGCACAGCAUUUGAAAUAUAGAAACUUAGAAUGUGACGGUAGAUAAGAACCAUUUGGCCCAUCUAGUCUGCCCAAUUUUCUAAAUACUUUAGUCCCUGGCCUUAUUCUAUAGUUAAGAUAGCCUUAUGCCUAUCCCACGCAUUCUUAAACUCAUUUACUGUGUUAACCUCUACCACUUCAGCUGGAAGGCUAUUCCAUGCAUCCACUACCCUCUCAGUAAAGUAAUAUUUCCUGAUAUUUUUUUCCUAACCUUUGCCCCUCUAAUUUAAGACUGUCCUCUUGUUGUGGUAGUUUUUCUUCUUUGAAAUAUAGUCUUUACUGUUACUGUGUUGAUUCCAUUUAUGUAUUUAAAUUUUUAUAUCAUAUCCCCCCGUCUCGUCUUUUCUCCAAGCUAUACAUGAUCGGAUCCUUUAACCUUUCCUGAUAAGUUUUAUCCUGCAUUCCAUGAACCAGUUUAGCAGCCCUUCUCUGAACUCUCCCUAAAGUAUCAAUAUCCUUCUGGAGAUACGGUCUCCAGUACUGCGUACAAUACUCCAAGUGAGGUCUCACCAGUGUUCUGUACAAUGGCAUGAGCACUUCCCUCUUUCUACUGCUAAUACCUCUCCCUAUACAACCAAGCAUUCUGCUAGCAUUUCCUGCUGCUCUAUUACAUUGUCUGCCUACCUUUAAGUCAUCAAAAAUAAUCACCCCUAAAUCCCUUUCCUCAGAUGUUGAGGUUAGGACUCUAUCAAAUAUUAUGUACUCUGCCCUUGGGUUUUUACAUCCACGAUGCAUUAUCUUGAACUUAUACACAUUAACACAAACUUGUUUUCCUGGCACUAUAGUUUUAAUAGGUCAGCCCCCUCCCGUCAAACUGAAGGGGGAGGAAGGGGUUAAACACUUACCUUUCUCCAGCGCCUGGUUUCCUCGGCGCUGGGGCUCUCCUCCUCUUUUCGACGUCAUCAGCUGAAUGCGCAUGUGCGGCAAGAGCCGCGCUUGCAUUCAGACAGUCCAUAGGAAAGCAUUUCUCAAUGCUUUCCUAUGGACCCUGGCAUCUUCGGAAGCGCCUUUAGUGGCUGUCAAUGAGACAGCCACUAGAGGCUGGAUUAACCCAUAUGUAAACAUAGCAGACUCAGUCACUGUUCUUCUAUUAAACCACACUGACUACUGAUCACUGGAUCCUAAACUUUCACCUGCAGUAAUAAGAUACCAAAUCUCCAUUUGUUAACACUAAAUCUAGUAUGGCUUCUUUACAAGUUGGCUCCUCAGUGACUAUAUAUAUCUAAGUGUGUAUGUGUGUGUAUAUAUAUAUAUAUCUCAAAAGACAGUUAGAAAAAAUUAUAUGUAUUAAGGCAAUUUGCCUGGAUUUGUGGGAGCUGCUUGGUAUCCACUCAGCCCAGGCAGUCACCCUCAGAAGAAGACUGAUCAACAGCGGAAAGUACAUGGGAAGGAAGAGGGAGGGAGGGUAGAGGGUUAAUUUUUUAAUACAAUUUUUUUUUUAAUUAUUUUAUUUAUUUAUUUAUAAAUUUUUACUAUUACUGAGUACCUCGACCCUGCCUGAAGGCUUCCGAUGCGCUACACUGCCGGGCUCCACAUGCAGCAACCCGGAAAUGAUCGCUCGGGUGCCCGGCAGUGUGGGGGUGGGUAUUUUUAUGAUGGCUUGAUAUCGAUGCAUCGUGUAAUACCCUUAGAGCGGCUGGAAGCGAUCACGAUCGCUUUUUGGCCACGGACGUACAGGGUACGUCAGCGAUCGUUGACUGUUUUUUGGCCGGAUAUACCUUGUAUGUCCGCAGCCACUAAGGGGUUAAAAGAGCCCAUCAUCAUCACUUGUAGAUCUUGUAAAAGAAAUGUCUGGUUAUCAUAGUUUGCCUGACACUACAUUUCAUCUCUGUGGCCUCUUGUAAAGCAUAUGUGUUUUCAUGCAUGUAUGUAUGUUGGGAGUAGCGGCACAUCUGUUGUGUGACCUGUGCUAACACUUCCUGGCAAAUGUAGUGCUGCAAAUUAAAUUGACCGUACACAGAUUUCCAGCAAGAUUUCCUACAAAAGUGGAGCAUUUUUUUAUUUUUCAGUUUUUCAAUACAUGUACGUUCUAAACAGACUUUCGAUAAGUAAACAUUUUAGUGCACUUACCACUUGACCUCCAUUCACAGUGAUUCAGUGACACAGGGGUUGUGGCCUUGUUUGCAAGUUCCUGAAGUAAUAUUGUCAUGAAAUUUGUAUAAUUGCCCUGGAUAGUUGUAUUGAAACACUAAAAGGUGCUUUCUUGCUCAAAAAUGUUUUACAAUACUUUGGAUCGAAUAGCAAUUGAAACUUAAUCUCACUUUUAUUUGAUGUUCCAUGGAUAAAAAUGUUAUGAAAUAAAGUUAUGUGUUUAGCUUGAUGAGAUUCAGUGACCGUUGAGUGAUCAUUGGUUACCUAUGGCAAAACAUUCUCAUACACUGUGGUGAAGAGAUUCAAUUGAAUAAUUGAAGGACACUCACUGUCUAAAUACAAAAUAAAUAAUCACUAUUGGGUAUACCCCCAAUGAAAGCAUGCAUUAUUUCCAUUGGGGUAUAUCUAAAAAUAACUUGCAAAAGCUGCAGUUCUCUUGUCUGCUUCCUUUGCAAGCCAUCUGCUUCUAACCCAGCCCAGUCUUUCUGUAGCUGUUCAAUCACAGACUUCUCUAGACUUCACAGAAAAGGCAGUGUUUACAUUGCUGCCUAGGUACACCUUUAGCGCCAAUCACUCAGAUGGCCACUAGAGGUGCUUCCUGGGUUGUGCAGCAUUGAUGUUUAGCAUCUCCACGCUUUCUAUGCUGCGAUAGACCAAUAUAUAGCAGUGAAGUUAAAUUGCUGAAUAAUUUACCUUACAAAUGGCAAAAUACCCAGAUGCAAAUGAAUAGAUUAAAGAGCUGUCACAUGCUGCUCUGUUCUGCGGAGAUGUCUUUCCUUGGCUUCUGGUAUCCAGUACUCUUUUUACAAUUCUUGUUUAGUUUUUCUGGUUUUCUAUUCUGUGUUUGGUUUUCUUUAUGCUGGGUUUUCUGGGUUCAUUCCUUUAUUCUGUCCCUGGAAUUCCCAGUAUCCUGGAUUCCAUUAUAUGUUUGUUUUAUGUUGCCACACCCUUUCCUUUUCCAUUAAUCCUUUUGUUUCAGUUGGUUCCUGCAGGCAGUUGCUCCAAGUCCUCUGCCCCUUUCUUGCAGGUAAGUGCUGUGUGUGUUUUAUUAUUGUUUAUUUGGUCAUGCAUAUCUAGGCAGAUAGGAACCCACCUUAAUUGGAGCACUUUGGCUCAGUGGUGGGCUGCAUACAUCUUGGCCAUUUAUGUAGGUCUAAAUCUUCAAUGUUUUACAUAUAUAGUACUAAGUUAUGUCUCCUGUUGUUUUGCCUUGUAUCUCUUGUCUUGUUUUAUUUUGUCUUGUAUUCCCAGUUCAUGUACAGUCCUGCCCUGCCCUGUUCAUGUUUCCCUCAUGUCUUGUGUACAUGUUCUGUGUUCUGCUUUUUGUCCUGCUCCGGUUCUGGUUUCUUCUAGUAUUGUCUUGUUUGGUGCCUACUCUAGUCUUGCCUUAUUUCUGUACUGGAUACAUAUCUGCUGCAGAGCCUCCCUAUUCAGAUCCUGGGAGGUCUGCUUCUUGUCAUCUGGCAUCUGGGAUCCGCAGAAGCUGCAUCAGGACGCUGGUACUCAACACCAGGGGGCGUGCGGUUACCCUGCACCAGGCCCUUAUAAUCUAUUUCCACACAGUGACUCCUACUAUCAAGAUCAGGCAUACUGGGGCCCGGUCAUCGGACCGCUACCCUUGACAAGAGCAAUGUAUUGCAAUUACAUUUUGAUCAAUUGAAAAGAGAUGACAGAUCGCAUUGAGCAGCAACUCAUGUGAAUUGUGGAUCAGCGUGACAUUUGCCCUUCUUAGAAACAAUGCUUUGUAUUCUGUUUUGCAGUCAUUUGGCAGUUUAUUCAUCAAACAGGCAAAAAUGGCUUAGUGUAGAGGGGGAAACAUUUAAGCAAAUAUAAGUAUUUGUCUAAUAUUGAGAUUUGGAUUUUAUUUUUUUACUAAAACAUGAAUUGGGGAGAAUUGUCAAGGCCAUUUCAGUUAUAUUUUCCAAAACCACUAUUUUGUCCUUAAUUUUGUAAUUCUCUAGUAAUUCUUGAUUUAGUGAAUAAUCCCAGUAGACAUGAUGAAAGCUGUUUUGGAUAAUGUGGUCUGCCCAAUUCUUAUAUUAUAUCACAGGCUUCCCUCUUGAUUUUGUUUACUUAAUAGGAAAGCUGAUUCCUGCUGGGGGCCUGCUCCAUGCAUCUCCUCUGCAAAUCCCUCUGUAAAAAUAGUUACUGAUAUUACACCUAAUAAUGUCCGCUUGAAAAACCACUGCACUGACUGAGCAUCCUGGGCUGUUCCUUUGGGAUGGAUUUGUAAUGAAAUUCAGGACUGCCAAAUCCAGUUCCUCUCGUCAGCUUAGCUGACAUAUAUAUAUAUUUAAUACAAUGCUAAACAAAAAUCUGCACACCAGUCAAGCCAUAAGACUUGCUUUUCCCACAGAAAUCCCAAAUCAGCAGAGAUGUUACAACCGCAAAGGAUUCUGGGUGGGCAUAUGCAAAUUAGUUUAACAAAGAAUCACAUUUUUGCCUCAUUCCAUUUUAAACAUGGAUACCUUUUAAUUUGUGUUUGCAGUAUACAACUGCUUGGAACACAAUUUAGGAUAAGAUGCAAAACCAGUGAACCACUCAUGGACAGCUGUUUCGUUGUUCAUGCAACUCUUCAGCAUGAGGUUGGUUACUGGUUUGCUUAGUGAGGCUUGGUAGUGCUUGGGAAGCAAAAUAUAUAUAUAUAUAUAUAUAUAUAUAUAUAUAUAUAUAUAUAUAUAUAUAUAUAUAUAUAUAUAUAUAUAUAUAUAUAUAUAUAUAUAUAUUCCAUUAAGUGUAAAAAAUGUAUUCAUACUUACCAUAAUUUUCUUGACGAUUAUUAAUGGCGACAUUUAACUAAUGGAUUGGCUCCUCCCUCUAGACAAUAGGACAGGAAAACAAUUAAACAAUUAUGUAAGUAGGUAUAAUCAGUGGUGUAUCCUGGUUUUGUGCUGCCCUAGGCAGGACAAAACUCAGGCGCCCCAGCCCCGCCCCGCCUUCUAAAUACACACACACACAUUCACUGACAGAUACGCAUACACACGCUAACAGAGACACACACACUCACUAACAGACACACACACUAACAGACACAAACGGUCAUGCACACACAUACACAGUCAGACACACACACACACUAACAGGCAUAAACUGUCAGACACACACACACACACACACACACUAACAGACACACACUAACAGACACACAGUCAGACACACACUAACUCACUAGCAGACACACACAGACACACACUAACUCACUAGCAGAUACACACAGUCAGACACACACUAACUCACUAGCAGACACACACUAGCAGACACACACACACAGUCAGACACACACACUAACAAACACACCCACAUGAACACAUUUUUUUUUAAUUUACCCCUCCCCCCCCCCUUACCUUUGGGAAUGCGGGGGGGUUCUAUCCUCCCUGGUGGUCCAGUGGUUGCGAGUUAGGGAUUGAGUUGUCCGCUUACGUUUAGUGGUUGGGAGCCGGAAGAUGACGUCAUAUUCCGGCUCCCAGCUUCACUCUGCGGCGCGCGAGGGAGCUGAGCAGACAGCCCAGAGGAAGAGCUCCCUCGCCAGCCGCCCGCCCAGCCCGGCAUGUCUGUUAGCCGCAAGGCUAACAAGGCAUUUGCCCUGGGCAUUUGGGGGCAGCGUUUUUUGCCGCCCCCUAAAAAAUGCCGCUCAAGGUAAAUGCCUUGUUUGCCUCGCGGCUAAAAUGCCCCUGGGUAUAAUACUAUCCCCAAUAGCACCUGCUCCCCAGUCAAGUAAAAGAUGAAUCCAAAAAAGGAAGAGGGGAAACCCAAAUGCUGUAACGAAUAAUAGCCAGGAAAAGAAAAUUAUGAUAAGUAUGAAUACAUUUCCAUAUUCCUGGCUAAUCAUGGCAGCAUUUAACUAACGGAAAUACCCAAGCAGUAAGAAAACCACAGGGAGAGAAUUGAUGCCAAAAAAGUUUAAUUAAAUAUGUGAGAUUCAGGACUGAAAGGCCAAACUGAAGCAACAACCACCCUGUAAUGACUAACAAAUGUCUUAAGCGAGGAAUAAUUUGCAGCUCUACCCAAGAGGUAAAAAUGGACCUUGGAGAGUGAGCACAGUUGCCUUUAGGACCUGGAACACCAUAUGCAUUGUAGACUUUUGAGAUUACCGCAGUAAUCCAGAAACGGAGUGUGGAAACUGAAGCAGCUUCCCCUUUGCGGGAACCCCAAGGCAUAAUGAACAACUGGCGGCUGUACGUUGAAUACAUACCGAGAGGCAUCUUUUAAGCUCCAGUUUGUGACAUCUUUGCCCUGUGAAAUCAGUGAGUGCCUCUCAAGAGCCAGGCCUAUAACCUGAGCUUGUGGGUUCUGGAUGUAGCAGUGAACCUUGUGACAGCAGGUUCUCUGAUAUCGGAAUUUACCAAAGAUAAUCUAUUAAAAGCUUCUGCAGAAUAGGAAACAAUGUACAAAGAGGACAGAAGGGAAUGAUGACUAUCAACUUGCACCUCUCCCUGCAUAUUAUCCUGAGGAUUGUAUGUAUGAGUGGAAUUGGAGGGAAGAUGUACGGCAGCUUGAAGUUCCACUCCACUGACAAGGCCUCCUGGGCUAUUGCUCUAGGAUGUAACCUCUUUGUUAUAAAAUUUGAGACCCGGGCAUUCCAAGCUGUGGCCAUGAGAUCCACCUGGGUAAGACCCCCACCUCUGGACCAACUGCAGGAACACCUUCUUGGAAAGUCUUUCACCUGAUGUCUGCUCAGUAAAUCUGCCACCAUAUUUCCUUCACUGGGAGAAACAUUGCACACAAGCCUGCUAAAUUAUGUUGUGCCCAAAUUAUAAUUGGUUUAAUUUUUUUUUUUUUUUAUCAGGGAAAAGCUCUUGGUGGUUUAUAUAUGCUGCUGCCUUUCAGUCCUGAAUCUCACAUAUUUAAUUAAACUUUUUUGGCAUCAAUUCUCUCCCUGUGGUUUUCUUACUGCUUGGGUAUUUCUGUUAGUUAAAGCCUGCAAUUCUCCAAGGGCCUGGCACCACAUCUUGGGCAGGCCGCCGACAUUUCCCUUCUCUUAGAUUGAGAUCUAGUGCCAAACCGGUCUUGGCGGCUGUGAAAACAGAAGUCAUGAAAGACUGUGCCCCCUUAUGCACUCUUUUUUUUAGAUGAUUGUAUCAAAAAGGAAAGGCAAGAGAUUUUACUAAAACCAUAUAGCCUGCGUGGUGUACAAUCCUCACCAAGGAAUUUGAUGUAAGAAUCUUGUAGAUAAAAGCAUCUGGAUAAAAUCAGGAAGAUCCAGGGUUGGGUAAAAACACUAGUUUUUAUUAGAAAUGAAAUAUAAAACCAUACAAGGGUAACACACGAACGCAUUUCACCAUAAAUUUAGGCUGCCUCCCCCCACCUUUUUGUACUGUAUCCCUUCAUGACCAGAAAGAAGAGACUGUGGUUUGGGUUGUUUCUGCUGCCUACCCAUGCCCAACAGGCACUAGAAAUCUUAUAUGCUAUACCACAAACACUAUGGUACUCAAAUAUUUUUUAGUCUUUACUGCUGUGCCAACGACAAGGACUUAUAAAUAUAAGCUCAAGAGCUCACUGCCUAUCAUUUCAUAUCCAUCUUGUAUGGGGGAAGUAAAACUUCCAUAUUUUCUGCAACAGCUUAUGGUCUUGCCUUUGGGUGACAAGACAACCCUGACUUUUGUUAAAAUCUCACAGAUAUAUGGUUUGGCAGUAAUGGGUAGAAACAGAACAGUACCAUAAUCACUGCAAAAAGCUGUAGUGCUUAUGAUGCUUAAUGUCUCUUCAAGAUAAGAUGGUUCUUCUUAUAGAGACAGAACAAGUGUAAUUAUGCAGUAAUACAACCAUAUGUAACAUUCUGUUUAAAAAGGUUGCUUAAACAAUUAGUUUUACCUAGAAGGUGAUUUUAAUGCUUAAUAAUAUAACUGAAUAUAUUAAAUAAUAUUACGUUCUUGAGAUCUUAAUUCAUUGUUAUUAGUUGUCCUUUGGGUGUGCUUUUAGCACUUGAACUUAAGGUGCAGUAUAUCAUGAUUCAAAGUACUAACAGUUUUUGUUAUGAUUAAUCUUUAAAGUACGCUGAGGGCACGAUGAAGCUACUAGGUUAGGCUGGAACAGUGACAUCAGCAAAAUGAAUGUGACAGCAGAACUUGAAAUACAUCUAUGAGAGUUUUAGGAAUUUAAAACGUGUGGUGUUUAAAAUAACUUUAUAUAAGCAGAUUAUAUCUUUUUAUUAUUCUCUCUGUCAGAAUGUACAGAUCUCACAAAAUGACCUCACCACCUUCAACCUUCAGAUUUUCAUUUAGUUUGAAAAGCGAAACUUUCAAUUGCAGUUUAUAUCCCACAAAUAAGUAUACACAUCCAGUUAUAGUGGAUAAUGGUGCAAGUAGUUUACCUUUAAGUACAGCUAAUUCUGUUCAAAGGAUGAAAUCUGCUAUGUAUGGUUUUAUUUAAAGUUGCCUUUUCCCAUAAUCGAUGAGAUAAAUGCAAAUUAUUUCUGUAAAUAGUUGUGGGCCGUAAGGGCCAUUUACCCUUACGUGUUUCUCAAUAUCUACGCAAGUGUAGCUGUUGUUUGUUUGACUUGCCUGUCAUAUAGCUUGAGGGGGUAAUUUGUAUCACGGCGUGGAUCACUAUGUAAAAUACAGGCUAGACGUUUACACUGGGAAGAGCAGUAUAAGUGAUGUAUUCCCUGGCCUAGUUGUCCAUCCUCGUUUGUUAUUUGUAGAUAUUUCUUGUGUAAUACACAUAAAUUGAAUGCCUCUGUAGUGACAAACUAUAAAGAUUCAAGAAGUAUAAAUUACUUUCUAUUGAGAUAAUACAGUGCUUUGUCAUACAGUCUAAUAAUCUUUUCGGUGUCUCUGGGAAAUCUCUCCUGUUUUGCUUGUAUUUAGAUCAACUGGGUUGCUAAUUGCUGACUCGGAUUUGUAUCUGCCUGCUGGAUUUUUAUCUAUAUUAUUUUUUUCCCAAUACUAUAAAAGUAAACUGUAGGACAACUUUGACCUAACUGUAGAAGCCAAUCCCAAAGGAACCAGAGAUUACAUGCCCUAUGGCACCAAAAUUAUUUGUAACACCGUACAACAAGAAAAGAUGAAACCUCUUAAAGGAAUGCUCUUAAAUCAUAAAUCAAUAAAGGAACACACAGAGGGUAAAACUAAAUAAAAUAAUAUCCAUUUUAUAUAUAUAUAUAUAUAUAUAUAUAUAUAUAUAUAUAUAUAUAUAUAUAUAUAUAUAUAUAUAUAUAUAUAUAUAUAUAUACGUGUGUGUUCCUUUCUUGAUUUAUAUCACUUCAUCCUUUUAAAAUUAUAUUACUAUAAAAAGAAAAAAAGGGGUUUAAAAAAAAAAAAAAAAAAAAAAAGCUUGUAGUCUGUCUCCAUGGCAGUUUCCAGUUGGCAACAACUCACUAAUGAGAUUAUCACUUUUGAUGAUCUUGGUCCAAUUCUUCUUUAUGCAUUUUGCAUAGAACCGUUUGGAAACCUGUGGUACACAAACAGCAAAUUUCAGUAUCUGACGCUUUUAAGAGAAGCAUUGAAUAUGAAUGACUUUAGUUGUUCAUUUGGCUUCUGAGAAUGGUUGUUAUGGUCCUAAGAUUAUUUCAUCACAAAAAAAAAAAAAUACUUUAUGAAGGCAAGCAAAAAUGCCAUUGUGUUUUAUGAAUAGCCAUCUUUCAAGACCUGACAUAACCCAACCCACACAAGAGGAAGGGUCCGCACCGAUUUACUUAAGCCAUAGCUCCAUUAAAUCAGAUAUAGUAGAGACACACACCGUUUUAGAUUCUAUCUGCCUUUGUUUUAAAGGGACACUAUAGUCACCAGAACAAUUACAGCUUAAUGUAGUUGUUCUAGUGAGUAUAAUCAUUGUCUUCAGGCAUUUUCAUGCAAACAUUGCCUUUGCAGAGAAAAGGCAGUGUUUACAUUGCCCCCGAAGGACACCUCCAAGUGGCCACUCCUCAGAUUCAAUGCAUCUCUAUGAGGAGGUGCGUAUUGGCCAAAACUGUGUUUGUCCCUGCCCCCAUCCCGCCUCCUUGCCCAUUUCAGUCAAUCCAAUGCUUUCCCUACGGGAUUGGUGGACCCACGCGGUGCUGGUAAUAAGGUGAGUUUUAACAUUUUCCAAGGGAGCUAAGGAGGGGCAAGCCACCUAAAUGUUGUAUUUAACACUAUAGGGUCAGGAAUACAUGUUUGUGUUCCUGACCCUAUCGUGUUCCUUUAAAUGCGGCUAGAUUUUGCCAAAUUGAACUUCGUUUACAGAAGAGUUUACUUGAUCCGCACACCAUCUCACCCAACUGCUCCUAUAGGGAAAAAGAGCAGCUAAGAGCAUAUUUUGCAGCACAUCUAGUCAAUAUACUGCUGUGCACACAUCUCAAAACACUGAAGAUAAACACUGAAUGAUAUUUUGCUGAGCUGUCCCGAUCUUUCUUUUUAAUAAAAGUUCACUGGUUUUGAGAUGUACAGAUGACUUAUAUACACAGUUUAUAGUUCUCCUUUAACUUGACCUAGCUUGCUUCCCUUAUAUAAUGCAAAUUCUGCUCCCUUUAAAAGAACAUCCCAAGCUCUCUAACAAAAACACCAUGCUCCCUUAAUGUAAUUAAUCAAAUAAUUUGUCGAUACUUUGACUUCUUACCGGUGAUAUGCUGGGUGUCGCUUUCUGCCUCAAUGUAGGCUGAUAGGUUGCUGUCUGAAUGAAGCAUGGUGGUUCAGGGCUUAGCUCAUUGGCUGAAAGCGAUCAGCUAACACUCUUGGCCUUUGAUCUGGACUUGCACUGCAGGGCUUGGCUCAGGAGAACUAAUAGGAGCUCCUCGCAGGAACUCCUGGCACCAACAGUACCAGAAGGGAAGGAGCAUGGAGCAGAACCCAGUGGACUCCAGGUAACGAGUCAAAACAUUUUAUUUCUUAUAUUGGUUUGAUUUCUUACAUUGGGAGGUGCCAUGGCACUUCUAGCACCAUAAAUACUACUAUGUGCUGUAGUUGUUAUGGUGUUUGGAGUCUUAAUUUAAGCCUUACAUGGCAAUGUUAAAAAAGUUUAGUGGCUCUUCAAAUAUAAAAUCCGCAAUGAUAGCCAAUCUUAGACUGUUAGAAUGUUUGAGAGAACAUCUGCCUUAUAUAAGAGGAUUUCCUAAGGCUGUUGCAUAUUCAUAGGACCUCACCCAUAUGGGAAUGAGGCACGUGUAUCACAUUUCUAUUAAUAUAAUGGUGUCAUUUAUGUAGCAAUUAACUCUCAAUCAUAAUGUUCAAUAUAUGACUGUAACGUGACCAGUCUAUUUAUUUCUGGGAUGCAUGCAAUAUAACAUAUUUAUAUUGUGCGAACUUUGUAUAGCAAUAUAGUAAUUAUAAUAAUGUUUUGUAGAGUUUGUUGUUAAAUUCCACUAUGCACUUUAUUUUUAGUCAUAACGAGGAGAGUUACCAGUUGCAUUACAUACUGUCGUUUUUUUUUUGUUUGUUUUUUAUCAUUAUGUAAUUUUUUCUUAUGUUUCAUUGUCCCCCAUGUUCAAGCCAAGAGCUUUAUGUAUGUAUAUUUUCUUCUUCUUGAUUUUACAAAACAAAGCUAGGAAAUAUUUCUAACAUUUAGGUUUCUUUCUAGUCCGAUGCAUGUUCAUCCAAACACAAGAAACUCCAAACCCAAACAGUGUCAAAUUUAUCCCUGGUAGAGCUGUGCUAGAUGGGGGAACCAUGGACUUCCCAAACCGUGCUGCUGCAUUUUGUUCACCUUUGGCCAGGUAAAGUGAUUUGGCACCACAGAUUUUGUGCAAAUUGUUUCUUUAUUACGGCCCCCUUUAAAAAGUUGUUUAAACUCACCUUUUUCCCACGGCAUUGCUGGUCUCGCCCCCUUGGCUGAGGCGAUUGAGCAACACUGAGCAAACUGCUGCACUUUGCCAUUGAAUGUCCCUGCAGGCCUUUUAAUGUAAACAGUGCCUUUGCAGAGUAAAAACAGUAUUUUUAUUACUGGCUAGUAUCACCUCUAUUGGCAAUCACUAAGACAGCCACUAGAGAUGCUUCCUGGGUGAUUGCUGCACAGCAUGCGGCACCUACAUUCAGCAUCUCCACACUAUGCUUGGAGACGCUGAGCGCUCCUCAUAGAGAUUCAUUAAUUCAAUGCAUUUCUAUGAAGAGAUGGUGAUUGGCGCAGUGCAGUGGUUUGCUGAGUGUUGCGUAAUAGCCUCCCAAUUUUGUUGGUCUCAGCCACAGGGGUGAUACCAGCAGUCCUUGGGGGAAAAGGUGAGCUUAAACUUUUUUUUUUUUUUUUUAUAAGGGUGGCAUUUGACCUAAAUAGUGAUUUUAACACUAUUGUUUCAGGAAUACAUGUUUGUGUUCCCAACACUAUAGUGUUCCUUUAAAACAUGUUGUAGCGAUCUUUAUCAAUCAUACAAUUCAAUCGCUGACUCUUUUCUAAAAAUGGUAGCAAAUGUUCUUUUAAAGAGAAAUGGUGCAGCUUAUUAGUGUGUGUGUGUGUGUGUGUGUAUAAACAAUAUAUACUUGUGGUAAGCAAAUGUUGAAAGGAAACAACUAAGUCAUAUAAGUUGUACUGGUGAAGGAGAGGUGAGUUGAACUCAGGAAAGAAGAUAAAGAUAAAUGGUGUCAUAUUCACCUGCCAUAGAGUAAAUUAGUAAGUCUCAGAAAUGAAAAGAACACUCUAAACAACAGGGCUAGGUCAUAAGUUCAUGAUCUCCAGGUCUGUCUCCCUUCAAAAUGUGUUCUUAGAACUGUACCAGUUUGCAAAGUCUCAGUGUGUCAUCCAGGGGCAUUUUAGCCGCGAGGCAAACAAGGCGGCAAAAAACGCCGCCCCCCAAAUGCCCAGGCAAAUGCCUUGUUAGCCUCGCGGCCAACUGACAUGCCGGGCGCUGGGCUGCAGAGUGAGGCUGGGAGCCAGAAUAUGACGUGUAUGUUUUGUUAGUGUGUGUGUCUGACUGUGUGAGUGUGUGUCUGUUAGUGUGUAUGUGUGUGUCUGACUGUGUGUCAGUGAGUGUGUUUGCCUGUGAGUGUGAGUGUGUGUCUGUUAAUGUGUGUUACUUCCUAGGGCAGAUCAAAACCAGGAUACACCACUGGUUUACCAAAUAAGUAGACAAGAUAUUUUGGGGUGCAACGGGGAAUAAGAAUGUUUCAAAUUUUGGACCCAUAAUCAUCCAGCCAAAAAGCCAUUUAAUGUAACAAGUUGAGGAAGCAUCUUGCAUAAAGUAAAAAGGAGAUACAGAUAGAAUUGUCUGAGACCAUCAAAGUAUGCGACAAAUCCAUCAAAGUAUGCAACAAGGCCAUUAAAGGAUGCAGCAAGCCCACUGUACUAUAAAACGGUCUAAAAAUUAGUGACCGUAUUGGUAUUAAUGGGUCUGCCUUAAGUCUAAAAAUAUACUCAAACUUUAGUUUCAGUCAAGGCCUUGAAAAUAAGUAUAUUGUUGUGUUCCUGUAUAUUGUAAGUUUAUGCGAGCGGAGUUCUCACCAGCCUAGUGUUCCUUUCAGAAUUUGUUAUAGUUUGUCUUGUUUUGUUAAUUUCCCCAUAUAAAAAGUGUAAAGUGCUGCAUAAUAAGUUGGCGCUAUAUAAUAGUGAUACAUAUGAAUAAAUAGUCAGCUGCCAUUUUUUUUUUUAAUUCUUUUUUUUUUUUUUUGAAUUUUAAAAAAAACGCAAAAAACAAAUGUGAGGAAGGCUGAACUUGAUGGACGCAAGUCUCUUUUCAACUAUGUAACUUAAUUGUUACAGAAAUGAAAAGGCAGGUUGAAGUAACAGUAACAGGGAACUUGUAGUUACUUGAAUGAGGUGUAAUAAGGCUAGUAUCGAGUUUUCUGACUCCGUUAUUGUCAGCAGAAUGUCGUCUGCAUAUGCUGAGACUUUAAAUGUCUCUCCCUUGUUAUUCCUUUCAGUUUCCUUGAUUCCCGCAUCGGUGGCAAAAGGGGUUCUAGUGACAAGGCGAAGAGAAGAGGGGACAGUAGGCAUCCUUGACGUGUCUCGUUGUGGAUUGGGAAAGAGGAAAGUGGGAUAUUAGGAAGCACUAGAUAGCUUUGCGGGGACUGAUAUGUCAUGGUGAGGAAGUUCUGGAAGUCUGCUGGAAAUCCCAAGUGGUCUCUGACCAAGCUUAAGUAAGGCCAAAGGAGGCAAUCAAAGGCCUUCUCAGCGUCUAGGGAAAUCACGGCCACUGGCAAUUCUCUACGAUUGGCAUACUAAAUCAGAUCAAUGUUUUGUCGGGUGUUGUUAGAUGCCUGUUUGUUAGUUGUUAAAAUUCCUAUGAAAUUAUAAUUUUGAGAUUUGUUUUUUUUAGGAUGGUUUGUAUGAACUUUAAAUUUUAAGAAAAAAAUGAUUAUUUCUGAAGUGAAAAAAAUAUUAAUAAAAAAAAAAAAAAAUACAUAUUGCAAAUCUUUUCCUUCCUUUCUUCCAGACACCUUUUCAGAAUAGAGGGAGUAAAAGGUGUCUUCUUUGGGCCAGAUUUUGUCACGAUCACAAAGGUAAGACUAAUAGGUGACCAGUCAGGGUGGAAGGGGCAGAAUAAGAGAUGCUAUUUCAUGAUAUGAUUGUUACCCAAAUAGGAGAGUGAAGAAAUAGACUGGAAUUUGAUGAAACCCGAUAUUUACGCAACCCUUAUGGAUUUCUUCUCGUCUGGCUUGCCCGUAGUGACAGAGGAUGCUCCCCGCAGUGACUCAGGUAGUUUUACUUGGGACCCCUUGCCAACAAAAGCUAGACUAAUGAUAAGAUGAUUAAUGUCACUGCAAUCUUUUACGGUUUUCUUUUUUUACACUUUGGAGGGGGUAGAGUGCGCAUUAAUAUCAAACGAUUGCUUCAUACUUUGACUAAAACCUGAGCCACGCUACAAUGUGCUUUUCAUUUGCUUGACCUAGGUUUGUUGCAACUUUUCCCAAAUGUAAUGCUGUUGAGGGAGAUGACCUCAUGCAAGCAUUGUUAGUACAGCUGUGUCACUUCAUGAUGGUUUCUGCUAUACACCCAGCAAGUGAACUUCUUUUACAACACGCUAACAACAUUUCUUCAUCGAUUGCCCUUCUCUGGCAGAUGAGUUGUACAGUGAUUCAUACACGAGGAGAAACAGUCUAGUGAACUCCUUAUUAUGAAAUCUAGAAUAUCCAGUGGCAAGUUUAUAAAUAUAAGUUAUGUUAAUUUCUUGGUACUGAACAAAUAUACUUGCAUGUCUUGCAGCACUUCUGGGAGAACUAAUAUAUCUCUGUGUGAUAUUUAAUGCAGCUCAGACUGUGAGGACAUUUUAGAAGUAAAACUCGCAAACAGCACAGAUAAAAAAAAAAAAACUGCACCCUCUCCACACCUCCUUAUGUUGUCUUGAAGAAUGUAUAUUGCAGGGGUGUGACAGUUACCUAGUGUUAAUCUUCUGUCAUUUGUUGUCUAUAGAGUGUUGUUUUUUUUCUUCUUUCACACUAAUGUAUAAAGACAUAAUAAUGGGGAAGCCUAUUAUUCUUUCUCUUUAAAAUGUCCCAAAAACUGUAUUUAAGUAAAACAAGAUGCUCUUAAAAAUAUAUAAAUUACCAAUUAUAAGACACUAGAUAAUGUAAAAUACUAUAUAUAUAUAUAUAUAUAUAUAUAUAUAUAUAUAUAUAUAUAUAUAUAUAUAUAUAUAUAUAUAAACAGCACUCCAUAAAUACACACACCGUAAAAAAAAAAAAAAAAUAUGUACAUCUCUAUUCAAGUUUAUUUUUGUGCAUAGCAUCAGGAUAUCAUCUUCUAAUGUAAGGUCAUUGAGCAGGGCCCUCCACCUCUUUGUUCCUGUACGUCCAGUUGUCUGGUUACAAUUACAUGUCUGUUAGUCCUCCCAUUGUACAGCGCUAUGGAAUCUGAUGGCGCUAUAUAAAUAAUAAAAUCACUCCACAAAAAAAUGUACAGAAAGAAAACAACGAUACAGACAGCUUUGAAAAGAAAUCCCAAAUUAAAUUCCAAAAUACCUUUAGUGGAAUCUUACACAGCAUUAAGCCAAAAAUUGGCUUUAAUAUUGCCCAGUGAUAUGCCUGUAUUGGAGGUGUUUUGGGGGCUUAUUAUGUUCUGUGUAUUUUUAUGUAUUUAUGUAUUUUUAUGUAAUUCUCUGCAUAUGAGUGGACACUUUUCUGACUUUGUGUAAAUAUAUAUUGUUUCAUUGGUAUUGAUUUAUUCAUAGAUUGGGCAGCAGUACUGUCUCUGUGUUUAUUUUAUGUGUGACCACAGCCCAAAGAAAUUGACGGAUGCACCUAGAGAAGGAUAUAUUAGGCUAUGGGAUAUCAUUUCUUCUUCCUUUUUUAUUUUUUUCUUGUGUUGACUUUACUAAAGUAAGAUAUAAAAUCUCAGCCCAGAUUAUUUUGUGUAUGCUUUCUUAAAGCUGUUACAGAAGAUGAUGAUGAAGUGGUGGCAAUGAUUAAAGAACUUCUAGAUACCAGAAUCCGGUAAGACAAAUAAGACCCUGUGUCUGACAGUUCUGCAUUUGUUCUGUAUAUAUCCUCCCAGUGCACUUAUUUCCAAGUUUCUCUGUUUCUAUUGUAGCAUUUUUUUUCAUAAUGCUAUGUCUGUAAUAUAUAACAAGUAAUCUAAAAAACAAAACAAAAAAACUAAGUUCGUACAGGGAUUCUAUUGUGUAAGUGUAAAGUAUCAUGGAAAACACCUUUGUGUACUCAGUCGAUUCCAGCACCGAUCCACCUUGGAACUGGGUCGGCUCUCCAAUGUCAUCCGACGAGGGAAGGGUGGCUAAUACGCAUGUGUGACAAGCGCAUUGGGCCCUCCCUGUAGGAAAGCAUUGCUCAGUGCUAUCAUCCAGCAUCAAUAUAUAUAUAUACCGAUGCUGGAUGUCCACAUGCAAGGCGUGAGGAAGUCCAGCGUCCGUUAGGCAACCAUAGGUCGUUUAGCCACCAGGAAGUAUAUCUAGGGGCUGAUUGUGUCAGGCAGUUUUAAUCCUGCAAUGUAAUCAUUGCAGUUUCUAUAAAACUGCAAUGAAUUACAUUGCAGGACUAAGGGAGACAGGGAAACUGCACCCAGACCACUUCAAUGAGCGGAAAUGGUCUGGGUGCCUAUAGUGUCCCUUUAAAGUGAAGCAUUUAUCAUUCAAACCAAUGUAAUGUUCCCUGUGAUUGGCCUAAUUUUGUAUUUUUGGACUAGCUUUUCUACCAGGUGUAUUAUUGAUGCAAAAAAAACCAAAAAAACACACGUUUUAUUAUGGCUCUGUUUAUAAUAUUUUAAGAAAAUGUAGUCAUUAAUGCUUUACAGAAGAUCUUUGUAUGUGUGGCGAAGAAACACUUUUUCCCUCAGUUGUACUGCACACCCGGUUCACCCUGUUUCCAAUUAACCCUUUAAAUGCUGCCACUUGGGUAAGGGAAUAGGAUCAGCACAAAAUGUAACAUUGUUUGUUAAAGAACAUAUUUAAACAGCUGUCUUACCAAAGUAAGCGUUUUCACGCAACGAUCCGCGAAUCAACAUACUGUAUAUAGAUGUAAUCCCCAUUAUAUUGCAGUAGCCAAGAAUCCACUUUAAACCCCAUGUUAUGUACUGGAUUCUUGCCCUGUUUACACAUUGUGUUAAUCAAUGGACGGAUCUGUAGGAUAUAUCUAAUUGUUCAGAAUUAAUGAUGAAAGCAGACUAUUAUUUAAGAAGAGUUCUCACUGCACAUAGAGGAAAAAUCAGAUGAAUGCAUGACAAAAGUUGUUACUAGUUUAAUAAGCCAUAACACGAAUAUGGAAAUUUCCUGUAACAGGCAAAAGUUGUUUAGGGCUUUUCAGAGUGUUUAUUGCGUUUUGAAGAUGUAAAAACCUAGUGUCUCAGAUGGCUAGCUACUACUUAAAAUGAUCUUAAAACGUGACUGGUUUUCUUUAGCUUUCACCCACAUAAUUAGUAGUGUCUGAAUUUUUUGAUAUUACUAUUUCUCAUUCUUUCCCUUACUAAAGAUGCCCAUUUGACUGACUGGAUGUUACUUAUUUUUUGACUUGUAGCAGACAAGUUGAUAAAUGUGUAAAAGCACAAACAUUUCACUUGAUGUCUCUGAGUCCAGCUUAGAGCCAAUAAACUUUAAAAGUAACUAUUUCUCUUUUAGAAGCAGAAGGUGUUUUUAAAAUAUGCAUUCAAGUUUGAGAAAAUGGCAUGCAUUUUUUUUUCUUUAAUUCUGUUCUUGUUAUAUUGUCACUUUGUCUUACAAUAUAAACCAAAUAAAAAAGUUACCUGCACUCUUUCCCAAAAUCCCUAUGUAUAUUUAAACAAAUGGAGGUUUUUAGUUACGCAGGUAACUUUUUUCUUUGGUUUUUACUGUAUGUAUUUGGGAUGAUGUGUACUAUGGUCGUUGCUGCCGACCAGGAGUAAUGGGAGUUUGAGUGCAGGACUUGUUUUGUUUUUGUAUUUGUAUUUGUCUUACAAUAUAUUUUAGCACAAAGGAUACUUUUUUUCUUUUUCAUUUACUUGCAAUACUCUAAUUAUAGGUGACAUUAACGUAAUGGCAUUUAAAUAGUAUUUUGUUUACAUACUUCAUUUUUUGUGAUGCAGGCUUGGAGGUGAGGAAAGCCAAAUGGAAGAGAAAAAUAUAAACACACUUUAGAAAAGAGAGAGUGAAAUAGAGUAGUAUAUUGGGGAAAAACACACCAUACAAGACACUAGAUUUCUUAGCUUUACGAGCUACUACUUAGCUCAAUCUAUUCAUGGAGGUGGAGUUUUGUUAGUUUAGUGUCCCUGGUAUCCAUUUCUUGUCAAAGAUCUGUAUGGCGUCAUGUACCUGCUUUGUCAGUUUGUUCAAUGUGAAAGUGGAAUAUUCUAUUGUGAUGACAUGACAGGUAAUUCCAGUGAUUCUUUUAUCACUAUCACUACAUUUGAGAGUUUAGUGUUGAUUUAUGUCAACUCUUCCCUGUUACUUAAAAUGUUUUUCCUUUCUAUGAAGCUUCAUUUGGGACAUGCUUGCAGGUGUCAGAUAUCACUGCAACAUGGUAUUGAAUCUCUUUUUUCUUUUUGAGUGCCAUGUGUUUUUUUUCUAUGUAAUAUUUUCUUCUCAGAUUUGACCACUUAGUCCUUAGGGCAAAUUUGUAAUCUGCUGUGGUUAUUUAAAAAAAAAAAAAAUGUUUAGGAUUGUUGUCAGAGGUGAAGACAUGUUAAGAGAGCACGUGCAUUAGGCCUCCCCAUAGGAAAGCAUUGAAUCAAUAGGGACACUGCACCCAGACCACUUGAAUGAGCUGAAUUGAUCUGGGUGCCUAUAGCGUCCCUUUAAGUUAGUCUGUCAUCCACUGUUUCUUUUAUGAUUCACUCAAGACAUAUAAGGAUUUCUAGAAAUGUGGAGCGGUUGUAAAUAACAUCCGUAAUUCCUACUCCCUUGUGUGAUAUUUUGCAAUACAACCAGCUGAGUGACUCCUUUGUCACCAUGGUCAAAAAACCUUUCUUGGAUGCCACUGUAUCUGUUAUGUAGGAAAUAAACUGGAAUUGUAACAUUUUCCUGCAUGGUAUGAAUGUAAUUGAAAUGUUGUAGCAUUUUCUUUCAAAUUAUUCAAAAUGUGUCACACUAGACUUGUAUAAUACAGGGGAAUAGACUUCAUGUUCGAUAAACACCAGACAGAACUGGGUUAUUUAACUAUUUGGUAGACAGUUCAUAAUUAUUUGGCCAGCAUUAAAUGUUUGCUUAGCAAGAUCUGAUAUCUUGGUGGAUUACACAGAAAAUUGUUCAUUGUCAUUGUAUGUUUUUGUGUGUUUUGUUAAAAGCCCUGCAGAUUGCAUUAUCAAGGAGAAAUUGUUGUACAGUUAAGUGGUACCAAUGAUGUUCACUCUGAUAGGUGCCUUUAUCACAUGUUUGUUAACAUUUUUGUCACUCUUCAAAUCUGGAAUAUUCCCACUUGGUCAAUUGUUGAAGCUUGUUGUAUUUCUUUAAAUAAUGGGAUGUUAUAAAGAGAGAGGCUCCUGCCUGCUCUCUUACAACACCCCCAUCCAAUCUCCUCACAGCCAUCACUGAUGCCAUAUGUAGGUUCAAGUUUGAGUUGCCAAAUACUGCUUGUUACUGGGAUUCAUUGUAGAUACUUGCAGAUGUAGGCUAUAGGAUGCAGAGAGUAGUUGGUGCUGAACAUGACUUGCUCCCCAAUAUGAAUACCAAGCUAGUUGUCAAAUUGAGAAAAUUAUUUUUAUAAGGAAAGUUAUGUUAAAGCAAUAAUUUGAAAGGAAUACUUUCCUGCAAAGUGCUUGUAUCUCUGUUAGAGUGCUAGAGUGGAGCCCUGGAUAUACGUGCUAGAGGUGAUGGCAUUCUAGGCAGUAAAACGGAUUGUGUUUCUAAAGUAAGUACAUUCUGCCACUGUAAAGACAAUGUCCUUUUAGUAAUAUGUAAUGAAUCAUUCCUUGUCUAUUACAGGCCCACAGUCCAGGAGGACGGCGGAGAUGUUUUGUACAGAGGGUUUCAGGAUGGCAUCGUUCAGCUGAAGCUGCAGGGAUCCUGCACGAGCUGCCCCAGUUCUAUUAUCACUCUGAAAAGCGGCAUCCAGAACAUGCUGCAAUUCUACAUCCCAGAAGUAGAAGGAGUAGAGCAGGUAAAAUCUCUGACUGUGCUCAGGUUUCACUUUUUACUGUAAAUGGGGAUAUUUGUGCAUUGUUUACUCUCUUUUUAUGUAAAGCAAUGUAAACAGAUCACAUGAAACACAUUUUGCAUAGGAAUACUCCAGCUGAUUUCAGUGAAUGUAGAUAAUCAUAUUUCUCAUGCAAUCCAGUGGGGAUUUAGUAAGAUUAAAAGGACUUUUAUUUGGGGGUAAACACUGGUUAAUCUUGUACAGUUUGUAUAAGAUGACUAAAUGUUCUCACUUCCUCUGCAACACAGAGCUGGGGGUACUUGAAACAUAAUCUGAGAUAUAAACUGAUCAGCCACAACAUUAAAACAACUGGCAGGUGAAGUGAAUAACGUUGAUUAUGUUAUUACAAUGGCACCUGUCAAGGGGUGGGAUAUAUUAAAGGGACACUAUAGUCAACAAAACAACUUUAGCUUAAUGAAGCAGUUUUGGUGUAUAGAGCAUGCCCAUGCAGUUUCACUGAUACAUUAUCUGCCAUUUAGGAGUUCAAUCACUUUAUUACUGUUUAUACAGCCAUAAGCAUACCUCCCUGCCUGUGACUUACACAACUUUCCUAAACAUUUCCUGUAAAUAGUCAUCUAAUGUUUACACUUCCUUGAGUGCAAAUUCUGUUUAAGUUAAACAAAAUGUUUAUCUCCUGCUCUGUUAAUAGCUUGCUAGACAUUGUAGGAGCCUCUUGUAUGUAAUUAACGUUCAAUUUACAGAGCAGGAGAUAAAAACUUUUAAAGUAAGUUACAACUGAUUGAAAACCAUUUUGUUUUCAUGCAGACUUUGCCAGUCAAAGUCUGGGAAGGUGUGUCUAGGGCUACAUAAACAGAGACAAAAGUGGUUUAGCUCUUAAGUGGUAGAGCAUUGAGCAGUGAAACUUCAGAGGCUUGAUCUAUACAGUCAAACUGCUUUAUUGAGCUAAAGUUGUUUUGGUGUCCCUUUUAAGUAUCAAGUGAACUGCCAGUUGAAUUUGAACUUGAAUUCAAUGUGUUGGAAGCAGGAAAAAUGGACAAGCGAAAAGAUCUGAGUGACUUUGACAAGGGCCAAGUAGUGACGGCUAGACAACUGUUUCAGAGCAUGCAGUGGUUAGGACCUACCAAACGUGGUGCAAGGAAGGACAACCAGUGAACAGGCGUCAGGGUCAUGGAUGCUAAAAGCUAUUUGAUGUACUUGGGGAGUGAUGGCUAGCACGUCUGGUCUGAUCGCACAGAAGAGCUACUUUACCUUAAAUUGCUGAACAAAUGAAUGCUGGCCACGAUAUAAAAGGUUGGAAAAGACUCUCUAGGAGCCGAUGUGAUUGAGGGGUUAAGUUAUAGAAUUCCUUACAUACACAAUAUUCACAUAUUAUCAUUUAUUUUAAAAAUAUCCAUGAGUACCUUUAAUCAGGCUUGUUCUCCAAUAUGGGAGUAACUUAACUAUCAGUGUCUACACAUUUCAUUUAGAAUUUAAAUUGACAGAAAUUAUUUUCUCAAGGUAGGGGUACUUAGGAAUUUUUCUGAGACCUGCAGGGCUGAGAAACACUGACCUACGUAUUGUAUACUGCAUACAUGUAAGACAAUGAAUGCACUGUUACAGUUACUAUAGCAGCUUUCAAAGAAUGCAUUUUAACGAUUUCUGUUUGAGACCUUUAUGUGUAAAUUUCCUUGAUCCACAUUCCCCUUGUAUCCAAGCCAAGCAGAUAAAUUUUAAGCACAGUUAAAUCUAUAGUUUGGAGUCUUCUCGCUGAAAAAUCAGCUUUGUUUUCCAUAAUGUAUUGCUUACUUUUCAUUACUACUCAGUAUAGAAACAUUUUUUAAUGGUAUCUUGCUAAUUUUUUUAACCCCUUAAGGACCAAACUUCUGGAAUAAAAGGGAAUCAUGACAUGUCAGACAUGUCAUGUGUCCUUAAGGGGUUAAAUGCUCUCACUGCAAGUUGCCGUUUUUGAUUUUGACUUUUUUUCUCUAGUGACAAUUAGACUCUGAAAAUGCAACUAGUCUUUUUUACGUCAUAUAAAUGAUACCUUAUCCCUCCUGAAUUUAAAAAAAAAAACUAUUAAGGGGCUAUAUGGAGUGUUUAAAGGGGCACUCUAAGCAACUUAACUACUACAACUCACAGGCUUAAUCCACCUGGUGACAUAAAAUGGUGCUCUUUCCAGUACCUGGAGAACACCACCCUCUUCUGGCACAUAGAUGAUGUUGAAUUAACACUUCUGUAUAUCAGUUUAAAUUACAGUGGUACCUUGGUUUACAAAUUCCUCCGUUAACAUAAUUUCGGUUUACAAGUGAAAAUCCAUUGACAAUAAUGCCUCGUUUUUUUUCUCGCAAUACGCAGCAAGUUUCCCCAGGAUGAAUUACACCUGGGAGGUUUAUAGCGCCGCCACAUGCAUGCUGGAGUCUGUGGGUAGCACGUGGCGUCGGGUGUGGAGAUGGUUUUUGCAUUGAGUUUUGGAGCCAUUCUGGAAUUUUUUUGCAGCGCUUUUGUAACUUUUUUGGUGCAUUUCUCAAGUGGUUGAAAGGUAGGGAGCUGAGCUUUGUUGUUUGCAUGCCUUUUACUGUGUGUUCUGCAUUGUGGGUUGGUUUCCAUGCCAGCUCAUUUUGACUUUUUUCUGACUGACGGAAUGGAUUAAUUGUUUUUUUAAUGCAUUCCUAUGGGAAUUUUAGCAGAUAGCAAUUAAAGUAAAAUAGAAGUUAUAGGUCUACAUUAAUUUAAACAAAGCAUAUACUAUUAUGUUUUAUUGCAUCAUUACCUGAUUCACCGGCACUUGAGGUCAUGGAUAUAGCAUUCGUUUUAUAUUUUCCUAAUAUUGUCCCUUUAAAUAUGAGUUCCUCGUAGAGCUGGCAUGCAGUGAGUUAUAAGACUGUGGACUAUUCAUUUAGUGAGGUGGUGCAGAGCAGCACGUAGCUUAUUUUUGCACUCCGUACAAAUAUGGAAUUUUGGUGAUCGCAGAGACUCUCGGAGGUCAGCAUUUGCCUUUCCAUCUUAUAUAAACACAGCUUGAAAGAGAUGUACAUUUCUUCUUUCAUGUCUUGCUUUAUUUGCAUGUUAGCGGUACAACUUGAUUUAGUAAACCUUUCAUAAGAUAGUUUAAAUUGGUAGUCAACCUAAAGCUAUUGUUUUAAAUAAAUACUUUGAUGACAGGGUUAGUGUAACCAAAAUGUAUUAUUUUUUUUAAUUAUAGUAACCUUUGUUGCUGGCAUCCCAACCCACCUCCAUAAUAAAAAAAUUUAAAAAACUGUUCCUGGCUUAACUUCUGACCAUGAUAAUGGCAGUUAGGUUAGAGAUUCAAUACAGACACUAUAGUAUUGCACAAGAGGAAGAACUGAUAUUUUUAAAAUGUUGUGGGUCCAGCUACAUGCUGUAAAUCCUGUAAGAUAGCUUUAGCUAUAAUCUUAGAAUAGGUUUAUUUUUCCUUUUGGUCCUCAAAAAUAUAGAGCAACAUUUCUGGUUACCAGUAACAUAGAUGAACAAUUGCAUUUUUUCUCAAGUUCCUUGGUUAGCAGUGAAAGAGUAAAAGAAAUGGAGAGGGCACAAGGGAGGUAAUGAACUUUGGGAAAUGGAGAGCUCAUGCUCUAAACCUUGGCAGACUCUGGGGAGAAGUGAGGAAGUGGAACUGUAUAAAAAGGUGUCAGGUUUAGGAUAUAAAUUCUUUUUUAGUUUAGUGCUUUGUGGGAGUGUUUUUUAAUUUUAUUUUCCUUAAUAUAUAGGCAAAGGAAUAUUGAAGCCAAGCAUUUAAAGGGACACUCCAGGCACCCAGACCACUUCUGCCCAUUGAAGGGGUCUGGGUGCCAACUCCCAUCACCCUUAACCUUGCAAGUGUAAUUAUUGCAGUUUUUAUUAACUGCAAUAAUUACCUUGCAGGGUUAAGUCCUCCUCUAGUGGCUGUCUAUCAGACAGCCACUAGAGGGAAUUCCGGCUUCUUAAAACACAAAAAGUGUUUUAAACUACGCUGGACAUCCGCAUGCUAUGCAUCAGGACCUCCACCGUCACCGGAAUCCCCAUAGGAAAGCAUUGAAUAAUGCUCUCCUAUGGGGAGGUCUAAUGCGUGCGGCUAUUGCCGCGCAUGCGCAUUUGGUCUCGGGGAGGAGUGUGGGCGGAGCCUGACCCAGCACCGAGGGACAUCGGUGCUGGAUUCAGGUAAGUCACUGAAGGGGUUUUAACCCCUUCAGCAACAUGAGAUGGGGGUGGGCGGGAGGGGGAAUUGCUUUCCUGGCACUGGAGAGUCCCUUUAAGUAAGCCAUGCUAUUAAAGAGAAAGCAUGCUGGAAACUCAUAUAAUGAGUGAUCUAGACCAUUUUUCUUUCACCUGUGCUAAAGAUAGAAGACAGAUGCCAGUUCCCCUUAGAGCUCUUGAUUCACAACAAUAGUGGGACACAAGGCCCAUCAAUCCCAGCCAGACCCUAUUUGGUCAUUAGAGUUGUAGCCUGCAGCAGCUCUAGUGCAGUAGUUGUCUGUGUCACCACCAGUGUUAAAUUAUGAACAUAACAGAUUAAAGGACCACUAUAGUGUCAGGAAAAAAAAAAAAAACGUUUUCCUGACACUAUAUAAUCCUCAGGGCCCCCAUCCCCAUUUGGCUGAAGGGGUUAAAACACCUUCAGCCACUUACCUUUACCCUCGGCGCCGGUGACCUCUCUACCCCUCCGAUGUCAGCUCCUGAGUGGAGCCGAAUGUGCAUGCGCGGACAGAGCCACGCGCGCUUUAAAAAUGCCAUAGGAAAACAUUUCUCAAUUAUUUUUUUUGCAUUGAGCGUCGGGGAAACACCUUUAGUGGCUGUCAGGAAGACAGCCACUAGAAUCUUGAUUAACCCUGCAAUGUAAACAUAGCAGUUUCUCUGAAACUGCUAUGUUUACAUCUGAAGGGUUAAAACCUAGGGGACCUGGCACCCAGACCACUUCAUUGAGCUGACGUGGUCUUGGUGACUAUAGUGGUCCUUUAACAGUUACCAAUUUGUGUUUAUUGGAUACCAAAAUGUUAGACAUAUGGUUUAAAAUGAUAUUGUAUCAUAUGAGGCGUGAAGUGUAAAGGGGCUAUUUUAGAUCAUUUAGGAGGGUUAUCUUACUGUAAACCUGCUUCAAAAUAACGUGUUGCGAGAUUAAUUAGCAUAGCCUAUUAUGCAAAAUCAUGUUCAAUACCUAAGUUUUUAUGUAUAAGUACUGUACAUCCUUCUGGAAACUAUUUUACUGUGUUGGCUCAUAUUUCGCCUGUAUGUUUAAACACCACAUACUUAGUGACAUAUUUGCCACUGAGGACAUUAAAAAAACAAAAUAAAAACAUGCAUUUCUCAUAUGCUAAUUUAAAGACAAUACGAAUAAAUGUGUCAAUUUUAAUGCAUUUAUUACAAAUUAUGAAUUGUGCUUAAAAUCUAUAUAUAUUUUUUUUUGUUUUUUUUUGGUGUAAAUUAUAGCAUGGCGAUAGGAUUUAUUUGUACAAUAAAAGAUCGUCAAAAUCCUCCAUGUCUUUCUAUAUUGGAAAAAUGUCCUAGCUAUGAAAAGGACAUUCAAUUAAAAUAAGUGUAAUUUUUUUUUUUUUUAAAACAGCAUCUGAAACAUAUACAGAAAAUAAGUAAAAACAUAUUCUAAAGGGAGUGUUGCCAGAUCCUCCAUGUUUUCCUAAAAACAUAUAUUACUACUGUAUGCUGAUUGCCAGCAUACAUAAAGCAUAUGAGCGCGUUUUUGUUUUUUUUGUUUCAUCUUGGUUUUUCCCGUUCUAUGAAGACAGCGAUGGUAUUAUUACUUACUGUGAUCCAUGACCGAGUCACUUCUGGCAAAAGAGGUUUUUAUACAAUUAUGCUGAAAUUGGCUGAAUCUGAUUGGGUGGGGUCUGCAAAGAAGGGCUUCAGAUAGAAAAUUGUAAAUGGAAAGUUUUUCUUUUAAGUACAUGAUGAUUUAUGUUAAAUCACCACUGACCCCCUGACCUGUUUAUCACUUUCAGUUGUGGAAAACUGAACACACACCCCUCAAAGCCAGACAAUUAAGUAAAUCCAGCAUAUGACAAAUGUUUUUAGAAUUUAGGAACCAGACAGUUUUGAAGAUUAGGUUUUUUGUUUUUUUUUAAUAUAUUAACUAGUGUUGCCAGAGGAACAAUAUUUUCUUUGACAUUUAUCACUCAUACAUGAUGGUAGGCACUAUAUGAAAAGUGCUACUGUGUCCUGCAUAGAAUUUCAUAUGGUGUGAGAGGGUGAAUAUAUAAUCAAUGAGGAUCCUUCUCUCUCUCCCUCCCCCCCCCCCCCCCUUUAUCUCCCCUCUCCCAAAAAAGAAAAAACAAACUACCUUGACUUCUUUGGUUAUUUCCCUCCAGGAACUAGUUGUAAAUGCUUCAGGGCAGGACAUUUCAUUGCUGAAAUGAUUUAUUUGUCCAGUAAAAUAUGAUUGACCUGGCAUCAGUAUUGUUAAACCACAAGUUAACCCUUCACUGAUUGCUUUCUAAAUAUUGCUUGUAUAUACUGUAAUUAGCAUGAAAUUAUAGAUUUAUUGGAGGUUUGGAAAUUGUGGAGACUUGCACAUUAUUUUACAAGGAUUUGAGUUUGCACAACUGUGUAAACAAAAAUACAAUGUAUGUAUUGAUCCAGUUAGGCUUUUAUAAGCAAUGUCCUUCUGUGUGAUUAAUCAAUGAUUGAUUUAAACUUUUUUAAUUUUUUUUUAAAAAUAUUCUAUUUAUUUUAAUUUGGUAAUUGCUUUACUGGUUGUGCAACUAUUGUGCAAUCCGUAUCUGAGACUUGACUGUGCUUUUGGUAUAUUUGCACAGCCAGAGGUCCAUGUGUCUGUCAGCACUGUAUUUAAUUGAACUGAAUGAAAGACUGUAAACAAAACUUUAUCCGAAAAUCAUGUACUUAUAUAAAUGUGCUUUAAGAAUUGACAAUUAACAUCUAUAUGUGAGCACGGUUUCAUAUUGAUCUAAUCAUUUGACAUUGUUAGGAGGGAUUCCAUAUUGUACUUCUUAUAGAUUCCUUUUUAGGCUUUUGUGAAAAGAUACUAGUUUAACCCCUUGAGGACACAUGACAUGUCAUGAUUACCUUUUAUUCCAGAAGUUUGGUCCUUAAGGGGUUAAAGGGAUAUGAAUAAAUACAUUCUAACCCGCUGUUAUGAUUAAAAGUUGCUAGACCAGUAGUAUUUUUUUAGGAACACUUUAAAAAUCAUCAGUGCUACAGUUUAACUAAUUUAGCCCUGAUGUAUACUUUUUUUUUUUUUAUAGGCAACCCUAAAUAAAAAUCUAAGUUGGCUACCCUGCUGUUGUGGUUAGGGUUCCAGGAUUGCCCUGGCACCAUCCAAGUGUAAUUUGUCAAUCCAUUUCAGAAUGGUUUGACAACUUGCCUUGGUUCCACUGGCCCUGCUUCCAGAUUGUUUGAAGGAGAAUCCGGUUAGUACAACUGAGAGUCAGAUGAGCUGUCUCAGCUAAUGAGUAUUGGUUGUGCUUUGCUGCAGGGAGACAUAAGGCUUCUCCUGCAAGAGUAGACCUUAUGUGGUGUAAGCAUCCAGGCCAUCUAAGUAAGUUAUCAAACUGUUCUAAAACAUGAAAUGGAAUUGUAUGAACUGAUAAUUGUAUUAGUGUUUUGGGGGAGGGAUAAGAGGGUUUUUGUAGUUCCUGUUUAAUUGGGCAUUAAUUCUUUUUACACACAUCCAGUGAUGCAAUCAAACUGGUAGCAAAAUAUUGAAAUUCUCUUUAUACAUGUUUGCUUGAAACAUUUUCCAGAAUCAAAUGGAAACACGUUUUUCUAUUCUCCUUUUCAGGUAACUGAUGAUGAUGAAGAGGAAACUGGGAAUGAAAUCAAUUCUCCCUGACAUUACCGGGCUUAAAUCUAGGUGUUGCACACAAUAUGUCUAGUAAUCUGUCAAAAGACCUUCACUACAGUGUCAGUGUCAACACAAGGGACGAAUCUGCAUCCUUAAAACAAAAAACACUGAAUGACCUUUUAUUCUUUUCUUAUUAUUUUCAUUGUUGUUUAAUAUCUAUAUACUUAAAAUAAAAGUUGUAGAAGAAUAAAAGAGUUUGUUAAAUAUUUAUUUAUAAAGUGCAAACAUACUGUGUAUUGGGAUCUUUCUAUAUUCUUGAUCUGUGUGUCUCACAUAUACCAAAA